AGCAAGAAGUGCAUAGAGGCCCAGCACAGCUGUUUGUGAAGUCGAAGGUUUCCUGUUUCCUCUGGGCUCGCUGCAGUGACUCAUUUUGCUUUCAGCCAGCCAACGGUGCCCAUAGGAAUGUAGGGAGGGCUGCUUAGCCGAGCUGUGGCCCUUGACAAGCGGACACCCGGUAAAUAGCAACAAAUACAAGUCUCUGGAAUAUAACUGUUCACUGGCAGCCCUCUUUAAUCCGGAUUAAGGAGAUCCCGACGCUAUGGAUCCUGUGGGCUGUUUGUGGAUUAGCACUGUGCUGUGGAGUUUGACAGCAGGCGGACUGACACCUUACCGGCGGAGUGCGGGUGAGUUCUGAAACUUUGUAACUGCUGAUGGCUACAUUCUAAGUGAUUCCAGGAGCCCGGGCACUGGAUGGGGCUCCCAGGAGCUGUGUAUGUGUAUAUGUGUGCCCCAGAGCUGGGCUAGGACAUAGUCUGCGAUCUCUGCUACUAUGGAAAAUACAGACAGAGAGAAGAAGGGGUAGCAAGGUGGGGAGAUUGUGUCUGUCUGUCUGGAGAGGCCCCUAAUAAAAAAAAAAGUAAGAAUUAUCCAUGGGUUGUUGUUUUUACCGGUAACUUAACAAAAAAAACAAAACAAAGUAUUUUUCUUUUCCUUUUUUUUUUUUUUUUACAUAGACUUUAUUAGAUACACAAACUAUGAUAAUGUUUAUCAUAGUGCAUAUAUAUGUAUUAUUUUUUUUAUUAUAUAUAUAUAUAUAUAUAUAUAUAUGAUAAAAAAAAACAAGAUACAUAUAUACGUACUAUGAUAAAAAAAAAAAAAAAAAUAUAUAUAUAUAUAUAUAUAUAUAUAUUUUUUUAAAUAUAUAUUAUUAUAUAUUCACUAUUCAACAUGUGAAUGUUUGGCUGGUUGUCCGACAAAGUUAUGUGUUAUCUCAGCACGUGUCUGCUGGUCUCUGGUGUUCCUUCUUUUUGGUUGUCACCCAUGGGUGCCAUUUUUCUAACCAAAUGUAUGUUGCUGUGAUUAGUACAAGAGUUUUUAACAGUACCUCAUAUGAUACUACUGAGUACUGAGCCAGGGUUAAAACAAAUAUUCACACAAUUUAGAAUCUAGAGUUAGACAAGUAUAUUUGAGAGACAAUAGAAAUAUGCAAGAUAUAGAUCUAGAAUUCUACUGUACAACAAAGAUACUUUUAUUGCAACUUGUGCAACCAGUUCUCUUACUGUAAGAGCUAAAUAGGCAUUUGAGCUCAACCAGAAAAGUUUGUGAGUUAUCAAAGGGAGAUAUAUAUAUAUAUAUAUAUAUAUAUAUAUACACAUAUAUAUUUAUAUAUAUAUAGAUUUUUUUGUAUAAAAUAUUGCAAAAGUGGCUUAUUUAUGAGAUGUAGCACGUCAACUUAUUAUUUAUCAAGCACUAUAGUAAAGUAUCAUUGCAGAUACGUCAAGACUUCUCCUACUGGUAUUCAGAUAAAUUUUGCAGAUUCCAUUCCUUUAAGAAAAAUUAUAGUUGCCCCAUCUAACCUUUGAGACUUCCUAUUUUUCAUGCCUUCCAUCCUCUAUCAAUUUUUAUUGGCUAAAUACCUUGCUCUGAAUAACAUUAGCCAUAUAAAUGUAAUUUGCCCAUCUUAUUUUUUGCUUUACAUUUGAUGAAUCCUGCUGCAAUUCUAUUUUAUUUAGCCACCGUUUUCCAGGCCCCAUCUCUGAAUUUUAGAUACUCCACUGGCCUGUCUAUUGUAAUCAAAGGAGAUGAUCCUGAUACAAGACUAAAGUCCCAUUUUUAGUUUGUAACCUACAUGGGGAGCAGCUACUACAAUAGAGGCACAUGCUGACACAGGCUGGUAUGGGCAUCUACAGCAUAUUGUAAAACGGGCAGCAUGGUGCCACAUCAUUCAGAAACUGUCCUUCGAUUUGUUUCUUGUUUGUUAAUGCUACCUUAGCCACCAUUCGCUUGUGGUUGUAAAUCAGUCAGAAGCAAUCUACAUUUGGUGCACAACAAUCAGAUGCCUGUCCGGGCAGCUUAAAUAAAUGGUUUUCAUGGUAGCAACUUGCCCCCACCAGCAGGUUGGUAUAUUAGAUAGUUGAGUGAAAUAUGAAAUUAGAUGACUUAUUGGAUCAUGGGUGAAAAAUGAAAUGUGGGAUAAUAUGCCAAAAUUUGAAAUGAUAUGGCAUGAUAUCAUAAGUAAAAUACAACAUGUGGAAUUAUGAGACCAUGAAGUGAUAUAGGAAUUGAUUACUGCACUUAGGAUAAAGGGGUAAAAUGUUAAAUUAUAUGAUAUUUGGAUGUAACACAGAUUUUACAUUUGGCCUGCCUGGAAACAAUUCUUAGGACUCUUAUGCAAAUUUGGGCUUCUUUGAUACAACUAUAUAUAAUUGCAGCCAUCCUUAAUUGGGAUCAGGAUAAUUAGAUUGUUUCUCCUUACUCUAGAUCCCAGUAUUUGCACUCUAUUGUCCUUUGGUCACUUUUCUGGAUUUAUUUAGGAGAGUAGGACUAUGUGUGACUCCAGCAGUGAACGGACCCUGAUAAAAUUUAUAUAUGAUGCAUCUUUCUAUCUGCCUGCAUUCUAAUUCUUAUUAUUUAUAAAGCACCAACAAAUUCGACACAGCUAUACCAUAGGUGAACUAACAAACAACAAAGCAAGCAACAGUGAAAAAUCGGGAGAGCAGAUAGAUUUGUGUGUCAUCAACAUAGAAGUGAUAUUGGAAGCCAAAGGAACUUAUUAGUUUACCAAGGGAGGAAAUAUAGAUUGAGAACAGUAGGGGACUGAGGAUUUAACCUUGGGGAACACUUGCAGAGAGGGAUUGCAGGGGAGUGGAAGAAGCUGAAAAUGAGAAAGUAAAAUAGCGCUGGGGAAGGCAAGAGGAGUCUUAUAGGCAGAUGUUGUAAAGAAUGAGAAGUAGAAGUUGAUGAUCAACAGUGUCAAAAACACCACCGAGGUCAAGGAGACUUACAAGGGAGAAAUGACCACUUGAUUGUGAAGCAAUUAAGUUAUGGGAUACUUUGGUCAGAGUUGUGACGACAGAGUGAUUAAUGUGAAAUCAGGACUGAAGCUGGUCAAGCAGAGAGAUAGAUUCAAGGAAACUGGUCAGUCUUGUGUAGACAACUCUCUCUAGGAUCUUGGAGGCAAAUGGUAGAAGGGAAAUAGGGUGGCAGUUGGAUGGGAAGUUUGGGUCAAUGUUAGCUUUUUUAGAAUUUGGGUUAUUAUUAUUAUUAUUAUUUAUAAAGCGCCAACAAAUUCCGCAAUGCUGUACAAUGGGCGGACUAACCAACACAUAUUUGUAUCCACACGAGUUGGACGCACAGGGACAGAAGGGUUGAGGGCCCUGCUCAAUGAGCUUACAUACGAGAGGGAGUGGGGGUGGAGAGAUUAAAUAUUUUAGUGAGAAGCACAGCAAGACAGUGAGAAUAAGAUGUGAGGUAAUAGGAUUGAGGGGAUCAGGGUGUGGGGAGGACCAAAGCAGAGCAGAUACCUCUACUUGUCAAUGUCUCAAGAAACAUUACAAUUACCUAUUUAUGUUGUAGGUUUUGGAUGUCCCCACCUUUCCACCCAGUUGACUGUGUAGGUGUUAAUUGUAGCAACACAAGUAACAUUCUGCUUGCUUGAUGUGUUUGUAAGACUAACUGGGGAUUUUCUCAUAUAUUACAAAUGAAGUUUAUAUGUACUAUAUGUAAGCAAUAUGAAGAAUGUCAUUCAUAAUAUCUACAGAAUGGAAAUACAUAAUUUCCACAAAGUUUCUCAAGGGGGUCUCUAAAUGACGAUAAGAAGCAAAGGUUUCACAAACACAUUGUCCCCAUAAUGUCAUAAAUCAAUAUAACACACAUAAAUUAAUAUAUUCACAAAAUGUGCCCAUUAAUAAUCAUUUUAAUGGCAAAUUGAUCAACAGUGCGUUGCUUUUUAUUAAGGUCUUAAGGAGAUAGACUGAAUUCAUCCACACAAUGAUGGCCUGUUAUCUACCUCAGGCAUUCUAUACUAAGAUCUCAACUACAUUCUACACACCACCACUAUGCAUCAACUACAGUCAGAUGCAUAUAGAGUAGAUUCACUUUGAUAGAUGCCAUUGUAUGCACUGGCCCUGUUAAUGUAUUGCACAGUAGAAAUUGCCACAAAGUACAUACUUCUCAAUUGUCCCUAUUUUGGAGGGACAGUCCAUACUUUGGCCCAAAUCUCUCUCUAUCCCUCCAUUCUAUCCUAAUGCCCCUCUUUUCUAGGAGCUCCUAAUUGUUGGUGUGAUGAGUGUAUAACAGAGCUACAUAGCAAUAAAACUCACAGUAAUGUAUUUUUAGACUGCAACAGAUGCGUUAAGAAAACAGUCUGUGUAAAUGAGAUGCACUCUUCUUGUCGUAAAUUACAUUUAGUUGCACAGAUUGUUAUUAGUAAGUCAAGUGAAAAUGCUCCAAAGUAUCACACUUCUAAAUGGAAAAUGUCCCUUUGUCUAAUUGAAAAGUUGAAAGGUUUGAUGCAGUCUAACCUGUGUGGAUGUGAUUGAAGUGUUGCUGCAGAUGUAAAUGUAUCAGUGGCGGCUGGUGAAGUUUUAAGGUGGUGGGGCGCCAGACUCCUCCCACCAAAAUUUACUCCUCCUUGUUCAGGACAGAGAUACGAUACUAAUACAAUACAGAGAGCUGAGCACAAUACAAGAUACUUCUACAAUAAAACAAGCUGGGCACAACAUAAAGAUAUCUAUAAAAUAUACAGAUUUGAGCACAAUACAGAGAUAAGCAUUCCACAAACAGAGAAAAAAAAUAGAGAUAUAAUACGCAGAGCUGGGCACAAUGCAAAGUGCCACUAUGGAUGAGUACACAAAAAUAAGUCCUUCCCUCAAACUCCCACUACUCCUUGAUGGACGCAAUGACCUUAGUACACAUUAGCCCCAAUACAUCCAAUAUAAACUAAAGAAAAAGGUUACUAUCCCAAAUCCCUAUGCUUAUUUAAACAAAUUUAGUUUUUUAGUGACACCACUGCAAUGGCCAUUAGGUGUAAGCCCACCUACCACGUCAAGGCAAACUUUUUGGUAGGUGGUUCCUAAAUUAACAAUUCACCUUGCUUGUUUCAGCUUUAGGUAAAUAUCUCUAAUGAAACAGAGAUGGGUAUUUUUCUAAACUCCUACAGACUUAUUAAUCCUUAAUAGGGGAAACAUGGGGUGGGUGGCAGCAUUGUAACAUGUCUGUGUGAGACAAAAUCAAAUACAAAUACACAAAAAUAAAAACUAGGCCUCAACCAUUCAUUGCGCUCUUCAAAAUACUCCAUUUAUUGAUACAUUUGUAUGCAGGGCAAAUAUCGUAGCGAUAGGCCUGGGGGUUCUAAAGCUUAUAUUCAGGUUCCAUCAAAGGUAACCUGGCACAAUGUGGCACUGAGCAAAUCAAGUGUGGCAUAAAGGAAAUCUACUACAUUGUUUUAUGUGUUACGAGUAUUGAGACGAUUGUAAAGAGAUUUGGAUACUUUGCUUUAAACUUGACCAAAUAAUGUCUUUAUUCAGUAGGUGGGUGUUUUUAUUGGAUGGAAAUUUUAGCUUCUGACAGGUGAUUGUAACUGGAUUUAGGGUGUUUUACUGAUAACCUGAGUAACUUUGUUACUGGGAACGUUUUUGGUGUUUGUUUUUGCCCUCUGUCUUAUUCAAAUCAACCCAGUGGAAAGAUUCGUAUUGCUGUUGAACUUAGCAAUACCUUCUUCUUUUUCUUUUUGGUGGAAUUCCAAAAAAAGGUUCUGCAACAGACUCAGAGUUUUGCUGACAUCUUGUUGAAAACAUAACUAAUGAAAUAUAUCAGCAGCUGACAUCUUUACCUUAAGAUAACCUAAUAAUCUUUAAGAUUUGGUUUCAUAACCUGGAGAAAAGCCAGUGGGUUAACGGAGGACACUGAUAGAGAAACUGUCAAAAACAUACUAAAUCUCCCUCAAAAUAAUUAUUAUUCAGUGUACAUUUAUUCAGAAUUGUCACUUGCAGUCAAUGCAACACUAGACAAUGUGACGUAACGUUUUUUUAAAAAAAAUCUACUUUUGUUAUUAUGCUUUUCUCCGAGCUGUAAUUUUGUAAAUAUAUAGUUAUGUGCAUGCCGUGACAGCAGUGAAUGCCAUAAGAAAAAGGCUUCUGCAGACACAUCUAUCUUGCCACUAUUUCUGUCUACCAUAGAGGUGAAAGGAGGGGGUUGUAUUCAGUUUGUUAGACAUGACAAGUCUCUCUCUGCGAUGGCUAUCUUUGUAACCCUAAUGCAGAUGAAAGAAUCGAUUUCUAUAAAAAAUUUUUUUUUGUUAUUUAGGAUCAGUGUUUCUCAACCCUCUCUUGUAAGCAUUGUAGACAUAUCUAUCUUAGACUGUGUAUUUUACAUUUAAGGAACACUAUAGGGUCAGUAACACAAACAUGUAUUCCUGACCCUUUAGCAUUAAAAAUAUUCAAAAAUACCAUCUAGCCCAAUGGAGUCCCCUGUGCAAGAAAUUGACACUAUUUAGAUAGAUUAAAGGAUGAAAGCUAUAUGAACCCUCCGAUCCAAAUCGUAUGACACUCUCAAUGCGAUAAAUGUUGUUGUGGAUAUAUUUUUUAUGCAAAUAUGUAUGAAUGGUAGAUGUUUUUCAAUAUAUACAUAAUCUUAUUCAAAUUAAUUGAAUUGUAUGUAUAAUGUCAUAUAUAGAAAAUAAUUCAAUAAAAAGGAAUUUAAAAAGAAAACACUUUCUAGCCCCCUGCAACCCUUUCCCCCCUAAAUACAGUAUAAUCUUAUCUUUUUUCCAGCCUGCGGCUUCUGGUUCUGCCCCUGAUCUGCCUGCUUGGCUGAAAUCAUCAGAAUUUGUGAUCUCAGCCAAUCACAUUGCUUUUUUUUUUUUACUAAAAAGUGUAAAUUAGUUUUAUACAAAAAUAAAUCUUGAGGGGGCGGAGCUUGAGCUCCAAGCUGAUCAGACGUGUGCUGUGAGAGCUCCUGCUCAGCUUAAUGAUUUGUGGAGAAUAAACCUGGUUACACUGCCACAAAUUACCACAAUCCUACACCAGCCACACCAGGGAUGCAGCAACGACCUCACAGACACCUUUCACUGGAAUUUACGGUACUGCAGGACCACGGUGGCACGUUAAGGCCUGCGGACGAAUAAGCAGGGGAAAGGCGGCCGAUUUCUCCGCUGGCCAACCCGUCAGGCUGAUCAACUCUGCUCUUACUCCAGUGGGGGUUAUCCCAGUCCCCACUGAACUGUUUCAAGCUACUACUGCCGGACUGACCUCUUGUUCAUAGUGGACUUUGGGUUCCAUCUUUGAAGCGACAAUUAAUUAACAUGCCGCCUGCCAUUCCUCCGGGGGCACAGGGCCUGUGGCCACAGGGGCAGCAACAACACAGCUGUACGGCAAAUAUCCUACUUCGGCUUGAGGACAUUUUCCAUGGUUUCUGGUUGAAGCUCCAGGACCGCAGGAAGACCCCUAUGUCCGAGCUGAGGACCGAAAAGCCUGCUGCCAGAGAAGAGCAGACCCAUUUUGGGCAACCCAACUACAUCAGCACUUACUUACUCACUGGCCUGCCUGCCCGGGCUGAGAGCCUCUCGAGGCCUUGCUUCAUUGCUUCGCCCACAAAGGCAGAAGAUCACCUGCCGACGGCAGCAAAUUCCACCUCGAUCCCCUGUCCACCCCCGACAGGGGAAAGUCUUGGCUGACAGCAGACACCAGGACUGUGGUUUCCAUAUGCAGGCCCUCAAUCAGGCACAGGGCUGGAGGGGAGUCCUGCUCUGAUGCUACCACUUGGAUCUUAUCAUUGACUCUCCUAGUCGUAGUACCAUCUGGCCACUCACAGGGAUCGGUUGAAGCAGACCUGGCUCUCCCCAUCAGAAGCUGUUUCUCACUCAUGUCCACUACUACUGUUAUUGUUUUAGUUUAAUUUGUUUUAGCCUUUUAUUUUUCCUAUUUUACCUUGAGUGAAGUGACAGUAUGGUAAUGUUUAUGUCUUUACAUUCAGUGGAUAUUUUACGCACAUAUAGUUUAUGCACAAGAUAACUAAGCAUGUCAGUUUUCAUAUAUGUCUCACUACCUGUCAGGAAUUUUGCUUAUACCAUUCUUUGCAAUAGCACUUCGACAUGGUUGUCUUACUUGAUUGUAUUAAUUUAAUCUUUUCUUUCCAUUUAAAAAGGUGCAGUAAAUCUUGACUUUUUUGCUUCACUAAUAUGUCUGUAUACACACAUCUUGUCUUGCACCAAGUGUCUAUGUUAACUCGUGUACUUCUCAAUGCACCACCAAAAUAAAGAAUGUCAAUUUAAAAAAAAUUAAUAAUCUUGAAUUUAGUGGAUUUUUCUUGUUUUUAAAGGAACACUUUAUGCACCAUAACUGCUACAGUGCACCACAAUCAAUUGGCUAGAGCUACAUAGUAGGGUUUAGCUUAUGAAAACUAUUUAAAGCUCAAUUCAGGAGCUUCCAGUUUUCCUUAGAGAGAGUGACUGUGCCCUGGCAACCCCCAAUGUAAGCCAGCAAACUGUUUGCUAAUUUCAGACACCAGUUAAAUUUUUAUGAAGAACUGAUAGCUCCUGUUAAACCAUGCCCCACAGGGCCAUCUCAUUUCCUAAGAGUGUUGGCUGAUCAAUUAAUUAGCUAAGACUGUCACUGCUGGUUAAGUGCCACUGGUGUGGGGCUAUCCCUAUCCUCAAUACUCUCUUGACAGUAGUAUUUCUGGGAAACAUUACUGUACUAUCUGCUCUUCUGCAGACCUCCCGACAAUCCUGAUUUUUAGGUCCUGUCCCUUCAUCCUGACUUAAUUCCCUGGUCUCCCACUUUUGGGGACACUAGGGAACUGUCCCCAACAAGCAAACUGUGAGCACAUUAUAAGACACACUUGCACUAUCAGUGAAUCAGUGCUCCCUGCAGAGUCUGCCCUCAGUGGGCUGACUUGUGGAAUCUUUGAUUUAGCCAGUGACACAGUUCUGACCCACACUCUCAAGCCCCCUUCCACUAUGGGCCCAAUUCUUGGACUACUGAUGUAUACUGCAUACUGCAGCUUUGUGAACUAAAUUGAUGGAAUUGACCGUGGACAUUUGGUUGGAGGUUUCAUCCUAUGUUUUGUUGAGAUUGACUAUUGUCUCAUUGCUUAUCGCGUCAAACUUUUCUUCUUAAAAAAUCUAAAAGAUAUUCUAGAUUACACAAUUAAAUAAAUAAUUUUAUGAACAGACAAUUUUGAGAGUGGAUUCUUCAAUUCCUUUUUUUUUUUUUUUAAAUUGAUAAUUGAUGAUAUGCAUUUAGCUUUUUUUCCCCAGAAUUAUUUCUCUAAAACCCUAAAAUUCUACGUUUUACAUAAGUUAUUUAUUAUUGGCAUUUAUAUAGCGCCAGCGUAUUCCACGGCACUUUACAAUAUAAUAAAGGGGGCAUUUAACAAUAAUUUAGAUUAUUACAAAAUGUUACAGGAACAAUAGGUUAAUGAGGAACCUGUUGAAAUGAUCUUACAAUCUAGAGGAGUUAUGCUUGCAAGCUGUUCCCCCCCCUUAUUUCAAAACAGUAACUUUCUUGUCCAUAGUCCUGCUGCAUCUGGGAGGCAUGAGCUGUAUUAAAGGAACACUCACCUAACUGUAAUGCUUAUGGUGCUGACUACUUGUGGCUGCAUACUCUGCUUUUGAUAUUCUCCUUUAGCAGAAUCCACUUAGCUCCUAAGAAUUAAGGGAUGCCAUGUAGGACAAUGCUCACUACCAGACAGCAUCAACCUAGCAAUCUCAGCCAAUGAGCAGAGACAUGUAUCAUCCAAAGUAAGUCUAUAGAGACAUCCUGCUUCUCUUACAAAAUACAUGGCAUUGGGGGAAAGCCGGUACCCUGGCAAAAUGGUAUAGUGUUUGUGGUGCUUAGAGUGUAUAUUUAAGUAAUUUUUGUGUUUAUAGUGUCCCAUUAAUAAUCAUAAGACUUGGUAAAUAUUUUAUAGUCAUACUUUCUACCAUAACAGGCCUCAAGAUCAGCUUGUUCUGCUCUUAUGCAUUAUUAACUAUGCUACUCUUAGGUCACUGCAGGCCAAUGACCCAUCUUCUCUUUCUCUUUGUCAUGAUUCAUAAUAGUGAAAAAUGUUAGUUCUAAUUAAAGCAUGUAUUUUUUAAACCCACUGAACUGCUUAACUGCCACUCAUUUUCUUUAAAGAAACACUAUAGUGUCAGGAACACAAACAUGUGUUCCUGACACUAUAGUGGUAAAGUCCCUAUUUAGCCCCCGACCCCCUUAGAUCUUAGUACAAAAGUGAUUUUACUGCACUUUUCUUCCACGCUGCACCAUUCAAACCAUGGCUAGCUCUGUCUCCAUAAUUGAUAUCAUCAAUCUUGAUUAAAUCUGCCAAAACGCAGUACUGCACCAAUCAGCAUCUCCUCAUAGAGAUGCAUUAAGUCAAUGCAUAUCUAUUGGGAAUGUUAAGCUCCUCUACUCCCUUAACACCAGUGUUGCACAUUGUGCAGCACUGAUACAGGAAGCAUUUCUAGUGGCCUUCUGAGUGAUAGUGACAGCAAUAUAAACACUGCCUUUUCUAUGAAAAUGUAUUGUUUACAUUAAAAAGCCUGUAGGGACAGGCUGUACACACCAGAACAACUACAUUAAGCUGUAGUGGUUCUGGUGACUAUAGUGUCCCUUUCAGGGAUCUCCAGCCUCCGGCCCUCCUGAUGUUGUUUUACUACAACUCCCAUGAUUGUCUUGCUAUCUAUUUCAUGCAAAGAAUCAUGGGAGUUGUAGUUCAGCAGUUUGGAGAAACCUGCUUUAAAUCAUUGCAUAAAAUCCCUUAUCGGCAACAUAACCAUUUCUUGUUUUCAAGGACUCUUUUGAUGUCCUGGUCAUUUUGAACUACAUUGUGUCUAGUAAAAAGAUUUAUUACAGAGAACAAUAAGGGUUAAGUAAAGGUUACAUACCCUGAAAGGCACUAUUAGCAGUUUGAGUUAAAAGAAGCAAAAGGUCUUAGUCAUGGCUGCCACAGAAAAACAAGUGGCAAGUCUAGCUUCAGAUUGUUAUCGGUUUAUUUGCUUCACAGACAAAGCUAUAUUAACCCCCUUAAGGAGUGAAUUUCUGAUAUGCUUUCUAAACUGUAACAUCAUACUUUCCUGGUAAGGACACCCAUUCAUAUUAUAUUUUGGUUUUAAGGGACAAGAGCUGGAUGGGUGCUUUCUGUGAAUAGCCUUUAUGUAAUAAAAACAAGUGUGAAUAAAAUAUUUAAAAAUGGUAAAUACAGUAAAAAAAAAAAAUCUUGAUUUGGAUUAUAGUUUUAUCAGAAUAAAAAAGAAAACCAGCUCAUAUAAACAGCAUAAUAAAAAAGUAAUUAGCUCAAAAUAGAUUCAUUUACUCUCCAUGGUGUCUGGGAGUAAAGAAUAAUAGAAAGAAGGAAAUUGCUGGUUUUGCAGAAUUUGGUAUUCUGGGACUGCGUUACCAAAAUGCAAAACUAAUACACAAGAUUAUAUCAUGUUAGAAACUAGACACCACAAGGUAUUUCCCCAGACAGACUUACUGUGACACUUUCCAUGCUGCUAUUUUAUCUUCACUUUGCCAAAAUGUCUGUUUUUUCUUUUUGUUAGGAUUUUUUUUUACCCUCAUAACCACCAGCGUAUUUUUUCUGUGAACAUUGUAACACACAUGUGGGCAGAUUCAAAAAAACCCUCUCAGUGUUCAGCUAUAUCCCCAGACUACAGCAAUACCUUUUACGCAUUUAUAGUUGGCCAUGUUUUAGUCAUAAAAUGAAAUCUGUCCAUUUCAGAAUUCAGACUUGCAAUUUUGACAGUUUUACUCGGCCUACAUCAGAUUUAAAGGCAGAAAAGCAGCCUAAACGGCAAAUAAGCCCUGUCUUGACAUACUAUUUGAAAAAGAAAGCAGCGUGGGGUGUUAUGUUAUUUUGGGUAUUUUCACUUUGCAGCAUAUUCAUUUAAUGCUGUUGAAUUUAGAGGUAAUAUAUUUACUGUGCCUUUCACACAUCAUGUAUUAAUGUAGUAGACCAAAGUGUUCUUCUACUUCAAAGGAGCAAUGUGGAUACCACAAGCUUUUCACCUCAAUAAAGUGGUUAUGGAGUCAGUUGAAACCGUCUUACCUUCUUGGUUUCACAAUGGUUUGUUUCCUCUACUCUUGGGUUUGGGUUAAUGUGGAAGCACUAAGAAUGAUUCAUAUGGAGUGUUUCUUUAAAGACCCCCAGGUGUGUACCUCUGCAAUAGUCCACAAGUGUAUAGUACUUUGAAGGUGAGUUAUAGCAUCAACUGAAAGUAUCAACCUUACGUGUCAAAGUUUUCUUAUUACUGGUUUUGGUGUUAAGCUCAUGCCUUUAUGGCCAUCUUAUUUAUUAAAACAUAUUCAAAUUUUGGCCUCUCUACUCAUCAAGCAGAAUUAGUGCAAUUAUUAAAUAAGCCGAUAACAGCUACGUAGUGCCUUAAAGCCGUUUACACAUAACCUCGUCCACAAAUUUGUAACCAUGUACAGGGAUAUCCUGAGCUAUUGUCCUUGUAAGCAUGGGGGGGAUCCGUCACAGUUGUGAUUUGUUUAUUUGGUCCAUGCAUGAUGAGUGGUUUCUUUUAGCAGUCUUAAAAGGAUCUUUAAAAAAAAAAAAUCUUUUACUUUUAAUGAACCACAUGACGUUAGGACGUGACAGUACUUCCUGACUAUAUUGGACUGCACUGUUAGGAUGUCUUUACACGUCCAAGCCCUUUGGUGUGAGCAGGGUUAAAUCCCUGGGGCUACAUGAGGUUCCACUCUGUUAUGCUGACCAAUGAGCUGUAUGCAAUGCUUAAAGUAACAUACUGCAUGCAAAGUAAGCACUGUAUGUGGCCCUUUAAACCCCCUUAAAAUCCCCCAUCUGAGUCAGUGAUGUGUUUCCCAUUACUUGUCUGCCCAUUUUUACACUGUCUACCGGCAUCCUGAAUUAUAGGUCGCCAAUAUAGGGAGGAUAUGUAUUUUGGAGGGACAGCCACAAUUUUAAAGCCCUACAAUUAAAGUGUCCUUCUUUGAUGGAAAGACAUGGCUGUGGAAUGUGUAUGUAUGUGACAUCAGAUCACUUCUUCCCAGUGCAAAAGAUAAGGAGAACAAGGAGCCUGCACCUACUUUCCAAUCAUGUCUUAGUCACAGAGACGCCACCCGCCUGCUGCAAAUAGGAAGGAAAAAUGAGGGCAGAUACAAUAUGCUUGAUAGUCACCAUGUGUUUGUCUAGGAAGUUAUGUCUAGCACUGGGUGUGUUUAUAUGCCAAUUUGUGUGUCUGGCACUGUGUGUGGGUGAAUGUUUGUCUAGAGCAGGGGUAGGCAACCUUCGACACUCCAGAUGUUAUGGAUUACACCUCCCAUGAUGCUCUUACAGCCAUAAUGCUGGCAAAGCAUCAGGGGAGAUGUAGUCCACACCAUUUCGAGUGCCAAAGGUUGCCUGCACCUGGUGUGUUUAGAGUAUGCAUAUGUGUGUGCAUGUAUUUACAUGUCUGUGAGUGUAUGGUGGAGCCCCCCACUAGUGUUAUUUUUUAAUAGGCCCCAACAUUUCUAAUUUUUUUGUAUUGUGUGUGGAACUGCAUUCACUCCCAUCAAUCUGAGCCAGGGUGCUUACUGUACCGGAACCAAACGCCAGAUUCCCAGUUUAGUAGAAUAAAAUGAAAGGGGUCCAGGCACUCCUUGGUUCAAGACAGGCACUUUAUUGGGUCUUUGUCAAGCUGUCUUGAACCAAGGAGUGCCUAGACCACUUUCAUUUUAUUCUACCAACAUUUCUAAUGACAGCCCUGUUGAUGUUGAAAAUACUUAUCUAUUUUCCAUUGUCAUGUAUACAUGUGAACUUUUUUUUUUUUAACAAGCAAUUUAAUGACAUUUAAAGUUAGGCGAGAAAUGUAGCAAGAUGGAAAAGGAAACUUCUCAUGCAAUGGAGAAAACAUUCUGGUUACAAUAACUGUUUUGCAUGCGUUUUAACUCCUACUAAGAUGUGGUUAAUUUUUAGAGCGGUUUAUUCACAAAAAACUGUAAAAUCUUGAGUGGGUAUUUACUGAAAUGGAAGUUGUAAAUUCACACUGGAUUUAAGUUUUCAGGCCAAAAUAAUCGAUUUAAAAAAAAACAAAAACAUAGCAGAUUGUGGAAUUUUUCUGAUCUGUUUUUUUGGCUUAAAUUGGAAAUUCAGUUUAAUUCCUGACAACAGUUUUGCAAAUAAUUGUUUUUAUUUUAUUUUAUGGAGAAUGCACGUUAUGAAAAAAAAAUAACAACCGUAAAUUCAGUUGCACAGUAAUUAAAAGAACAGAUUCUUUGGAGACUUGUUAAAUAAACGGAACAUCCUCCAUUUAAUAGGAAUACCUGAUGAAUAUCACUUCUAGAGUUCUGUGCAGUCAGCCUAGAAAACGCAUACAGAGUGGAGAUAGCAGAUGUUUCUAUUUGCAUUGUGUUAGUCGGAUUAUGAUGUAAAUUGUUAUAUUUUUAAUAUAAAUUCAAAUACAAAUGGAGCAAUUUCUGAAAAAGGUUAACAAAACUAUAGGUGAUUUUCAAUGUUUCAUUUAAUAGUGUAAACUCCAGAAAAGUAGCACGUCCCUCUGAACUACAUUUCUGUCCAGCCAUGAUAACUAACCUAAGCAAAGAAUAUUGAAAUAUUUGCAGAACCUCAUUUUAUUUCCCCUCUUUACAACUCUUCAACUUAACCUCUCUCCCUAACACAUGCAUGUACACAGACAAAGAGAGCCUGACUUAAUAUAUAACACAUUCUCCCUUACACAUACAUAUUUUUGCUUUUACACCUACAUACAAAAGCCUCUGCCAUUUAUACGUGUAUAGCUCCUCUCAUUCAUGCAAAGAAUAAAUCAGUAAGUUGCUAAAGUGAGCUAACCACAUUGAAAAGUAUACCUUUUUAAAUGAUAGUUUCAGUUAAACACUAAAGUAAAUACUUGCCUUUUUUUUUUUUUUACAAACUGUAUUUAGAUAAACGGUACCAGCAGAAUGAUAGAAUGCAGAUAAACAGGAGCUAUCACAUAAUGUUUUAAAUCUGUGAUCUUCAUCAAAGUUGAAAUUUAGCAACUGUAUCUGAAUAACACACUGUCAACGCCAACCAGUGUGUGUUAGUGGCUGACUGUAAUGUACAAGGGGUGUUUGUGUGAUGUGUGGAGAUUGACUGAAUGGGAUUGUGUGUGUGCGGGAAGGCUGAGUGUGAUCGUGUGUGGUGACCAGGUUUGGUUGUGUUCGGAGGUUGGUGGAGUUUCAUUAUGGGGGAGAGUGGCUAAAUGUGAUUGUGUGAUGGUUGGUUGAAUAUUAUGAGUGUGGUUUGCUGAGUGUGAUGAGUGUGGGUUGGCUUUCUGUUUGAAAUUCACUUUAAAUUCAUGACAAUACUCAAAUUAGUAAAUAACCCUGUAUGCAUUCAAAAAAAUCCACCCGGACCUACUCAACUCCAUUCUAUGAGGCCUCCCCUACACCUGAAGAAGAUGAAGGUUCCACUUAGUUCUUCUUAAGGGUUACUCCAAUCUCAAUGUCCAAUUCUGCUUUUAGAAAUGAUCAUGGGGCAAACAAUCUGCAUGUUCAGCAUUUUAGACACAUUUCAUUAGACAUGGUUGUAAAGUUGGAUGGAAAUCUCAAAUUCCAACAUAACACGCACAAAACAGGUGAACUGACCCAACACUCUGUCUGUAGAAGACUGUGCAAUGUGUAAGUCUUUAUACAACAUAUUUAACCCAAAAACGAUUUCACAGACAUAUAUUAACUUUUUUUAUUAUCAAUUAAUAAUUAUUUUUUUUACUGUAAAUGGGUAGAGUUUCAUGAUGGUUUGUGACAACCAAACAAAGUGUAAUGUAAAACAAGAACACUGGACAGAAUAAGAAAUAAACAUCCUUCUGUCACUAUAUAUAAUUAUUUCUGUUUAGAAUCUUUUUAUCGAGUGAAUGAAAUCCACUGUGAAGACACAGAAACAGAUGUACAAUAGCUAUUCUGUGCACAUAAUUCUUCAGUAAAAUGCACAAUGCUAGCCGUUAAUCCUCUCUCUGAAGGCAGUCAUUCAUUUCUGUUUUAUUAUAUAGUGUUUGCAGUGUAUGAAUGGGCUAUAUAUGCAAAAUGGAUUCUUCUUCAGUUUUACACUAUGCACAAAAAGUGUUUUUGAAGAAAAUAAAGGUUUGUUCACUAAAACUGUGAAUAGUGAAACCCAUCACUCGUGGUGACUUCAAAAACAAAUUGUGAAAUUCAGGACAAAAUAGCCAGUGUGUGAUCAUAGCGGAGUUGAACUUUUAAAACUGCAAUUUUCACCCAAAUCAGUUUUGAAUACAAUUUAUUAGCAAAUAAUCUCCAUAUUGAUUAUUCUGGAAUGUUACUGAAUAAACAGUGGGAAUUAAAAUGUAAUAAAAUCAGCUCUUUUGGCCUGCUCAUUUUGAAUAAUUUAAUGAAAAUCCCAGUCACACUGUAUAAUGCAAUGCAAUGUACGGUAUUACCAAUUGCAGUAGAAAAAUGUUCAUUGCGUUGCAUGCUAGUAAAAAUGUUUUGGAUUCUGUGUAAAUGCAGAAUAGAAAAAAAAGGUUUAAUUUGUUUCUAAACUUUACAAUAUUCACUGUGAGACUGCAGUGAGAGCACAGCUACGUUUAACCUCUCAACAAGAAAAUACUACACUUUGUCACAAGAGUUUAAUCUCUGAAGACCUUAUGCCGUCAUGAAACAGCCUGCUUAAUUAAAAAGUAAGCACCAUAUAUCACUGCUGUUGUUAAGUGAAUGGGUCAUUCCACUUUCAAAUAUGAUCUUUUAAGGGGCACUGUAAACCACUACAGCUCGCUAUUGUGGUUAUGGUGCCAGAAGUCAACGGUACCUUAGUUUUGUGUCAAAUCAGUCCCCAGUGUGCCUGUGGUCAGGCCCCCAGCUGGACAUGAUGUAACUAUUCUCUACAUAUUUGGCUUGAACAUAUUAGCUGAAACGCUUAAAGGACCACUAUAGUGCCAGGAAAACAUACUCUUAGGGUCUUCCUCCCGCCGGGGACUCUCCACCUCCUUUCCUGUCAUCAGCUGAAUGCACAUGCGCGGCAUGAGACGCGCGCGCAUUCAGCCAGUCCACAGGAAAGCAUUCUCAAUGCUUUCCUAUGGACGCUGGCGUCUACUCACUGUGAAAAUCGCAGUGAGAAGCGCCUCUAGCUGCUGUCAAUGAGACAGCCACUAGAGGCUGGUUUAACCCAUAGGUAAACAUAGCAGUUUCUCUAAAACUGCUAUGUUUACAGCAGAAAGGGUUAAUCCUAGAUGGACCUGGCACCCAGACCAUUUCAUUAAAGGACCACUAUAGUGCCAGGAAAACAUACUCGUUUUCCUGGCACUAUAGUUCCCUGAGGGUGCCCCCACCCUCAGGGACCCCCUCCCGCCCGGCUCUGGAAGGGGGAAAGGGGUAAUAACUUACCUUUUUCCAGCGCUGGGCGGAGAGCUCUCCUCCUCUCCGCCUCCGAUCCUCCCCGCCGGCUGAAUGCGCACGCGCGGCAAGAGCUGCGCGCGCAUUCAGCCCGUCGCAUAGGAAAGCAUUUACAAUGCUUUCCUAUGGACGCUUGCGUGCUCUCACUGUGAAAAUCGCAGUGAGAAGCACGCAAGCGCCUCUAGUGGCUGUCAAUGAGACAGCCACUAGAGGAUUAGGGGGAAGGCUUAACCCAUUCAUAAUUAUAGCAGUUUCUCUGAAACUGCUAUAAUUAUGAAAAAAUGGGUUAACCCUAGAAGGACCUGGCACCCAGACCACUUCAUUAAGCUGAAGUGGUCUGAGUGCCUAGAGUGGUCCUUUAAGCUGAAGUGGUCUGGGUGCCUAUCGUGGUCCUUUAGCCAAUGAAUGACAUUUAUAUUUGUACAAAAUGUAGGCUGUAACGUUGCUUAGAGUGCCUCUUUAAAGAAAGGAUUGUAAUGAUAGCAUAGACAUAGUAGGUCCUUGCAGGGACAUUCUAUGCAUCAUUACUGUGCACAAUUGUAAUUAUGGUGCCAGGGUUACCUAGUGGUCUUCCACAUUAUGCAGUGCCAGGUAACCCAUGCCAAACAUAUAUUUUGCUAUAGUCCUGGUAAGGCUGUGUAGGUCGCUGUUCCCCUACGAUUUUUACUCACCUUUUCUCCCAUGCCGCACUGGUCUCACCACGGCUGGCUCCGUCUGGCUCUGCCUCAAUGGCUGAGAUUAUCCAACUUGCUGAUGUCAGCCAAUCCAAAGCUUUCCCAUAGGAUCAUGCACAAGGAAAUCAGAAUCAUUGAAUCUCUUUGGGGAACAUUCAGCAUCUCAUUCAGAUGCUGAAUACCAGUGCUACACGCUGUGCAGAACUGACACAGGGAGCACCUCUAGUGUCCGUCUGAGUGACUGCCACUGUAGGUAUUACUAGGCAGUAAUGUAAACACUGUCUUUUCUCUGAAAAGGAAGUGUUUACAUUAAAAACCUGUGGGGACAGGCUAUAGACACCAGAACCACUACCUUAAGCUUUAGUAGUUCUAGUGACUAUAAUCUUUACUCCAUAGUGUCCCUUUAAGAAGUCAGUUCAGGUCUCCUUCCACAAUAGAUGUAUUAGGUUUGUCCUUUAGUGGAAUUGAUAACACUAGUGUGGAAGCAGGCACUUCCACUUAAGUGAUAUCUCAAGUGAGGACUAGAGGCACCUGGGUAAGCAACUAUUCGCUAACAAUUUGAUUACUUACCUUGGGACAGCACCUGGGCACUUCUAUCACCAUAAUUACCAUCGUAUAUUUUAUUGGUUACGCUUCUUGGACCACGCCUCUAAAGGGUUUAAAACAUAUAUUAAGCUUUCCCCUACUGACUCUAUUUUAUGUUUUUCAUUGGGCAUGUGCAAUCUGUUUUUAUAUUAUUUCAAAGGUGGAAUUGCUGCAUGUGUUGUCAUAUAUGGUGUGUCUAAUGGAAGUGGAAGAACUGCAUUGGUGUCAUGCAUUUGUACGUUCCUCAAUUGAGAUAAAGGUGGGCAGCGUUGUAUGCGGCAUCAUGUGUUCACAUGUACAGUCUUUGUCUCAUUGAUCUUUGUGGGAAUAAUAACAGAUAUACUAAAUAGUGAAUGCGUUUAACUAUGCUAUAAUUGGAAGGUUAAACAAGCAUGCUUCUUGAUCCCUAGCUGUAACUUGGACACUGUCAGCAAAAAUAUGAUGCAGCAAUUUCAGAAUAUAUUUUUAUACUACACACUGUAUAGUAAUGUGUUUUGUAAAAGUUAAAAUAUUGUACUUUUAUUAGUGAAUUUUUCAGAGGUGUGUGUGUUUUUAUAUAUAUAUAUAUAUAUAUAUAUAUAUAUAUUAUAUAUAUUUAUAUUUAAUUUGAAGGCUAUAAAUCAUAUAUUAAACGCAUACCUGUCUAUCUUUACUCCAUGUAAUUAACUAGGGACUUGUGUAGGCAGGUUUGUUACUGAGCUGUUUGCAAUAAAUCGUGCUUUCGAAAAAGCAAGUCAGGGCAACCUGAGUGUGUCUGCUUCUAGGGAUUGAAGAAUUUGAUUGACAGGAUUGUCAAAGUACCAAAUUCACUUUGUAUUGGGUUGGCUUCUAUAUGUUUACAGUGAUAACCUCCUUAUGUAUGAGUCUGAAGAGACCACAAAAGAAUAGACAUUAUUAUUAUAUGACUUGUUUAUGAAAAAAUGUAUCCUGCAGGAGUGCAUUAAAAUAAUGGAUUUGCGUUAUGGGUUUCUAUAUUUUAUUUAUCUUCUUUUAGGGCAAAUCUAGAUAAUAUGGCUUAGAUUGAAGGUUUACAGGAACUGCAAAUAUGUCUAUGUUUCAUAAUAUAUGCAAUGAUUUACUAAACUGGGACUUUGCAAAAUGGGCAUCAAAACAAAAAUUAGAACCAAAGCUGUUAAAGAUUUUUCUCAGAUUUUUUUUUUUUUUAAUUUCUGUUGCUAUUUUGUAUAUGUCCCUUCUCAAUUCUCUGCAUUGCUCUACAGUCCUUUAUUAUUGAAUAAUUCUAUUUGAGUGACGUGUGUAUUUGCAUACCUCUCUGGAGUCCAUACUCUCAGGUCAAAAUAGAUGUUCUGCUGUGUUUUUUUAUUUUUAAUUUCCCUUCAAGGGACACAAAAAAAAUACGAAUUAGAGAGCUUAGUGAAAGAGAUGUGUUAUAUGUUCUGAGCAUGUGCAACUAUGCCAGACAGGUUUUCCUUUUGUUGUGUCUUCUGCUACAUGUCAAAAGUGACGUGCAUUGCAUGAAUGUUUGCCAUUCUCUUUUCAGUCUUGAUCAUUAUUUAUUGGAAGUGACAGGUUCUCAUUUCCCAAACCAAGUAAACAAUAUAGCAAUGUUUGCUAGGAUGAAUAAUACAGCUGUCAUAAGUAACAAGUGGUUGCCUAUUGACUAAAUGAAGAUCUGAGAGGUAUCUGCGCAGCCCCAAGCAUUCAGUUGCCUGGUUUUAAGGAGAAUGUGCUGCCUUCUGCAAAUCAAACAGCACCUUCCAAUUAAAUUCCCUCAACAUAUCUCCAUCAAUGAAUCCCCAAGUUGUAUUCCUACAAUGAAUCUCCCUACAGCCAUAUCACCCCAAUUAAUUUCCAGUAGUGACUCCCUGUUCAAAUUUUCCAAAAAAUAUGACCACAUACUCCAUUGGUCAUGUCCCUGCAGCCAAUCCCUGCACUGGAAGGAUCCACCGAUGCUCUCCAUUAACAGCAUUUCCUUUUAGCUUCACCCCUCCUAUUUAAUCCCCUAAACAACAUUCCCAUCCUAGUUAUCUCCUUUCUUCCCACAUAUCUCCCAAUAGUCACAGGCCCCAAUCCAUCUCCCUAUGGGUACAUUCUAUCAGGAUCAUCUUGCCACUCAUGCACAUUUACAUACAGACAACAUACAAUAUAGAAAUUCAUAGACAGACGCACACACUACUGAAGUUACUCACUCAGUCUGCCUUUUGUUUCUCUAUGUGAAUGGCCAACUUGCAGUUGGACAGAUUGUCAGUAUAACCUCCUAAUCAGAUUGUCAGUAUAACCUCCUAAUCUUUCAAUAAACCAGAUCAUCAAUUAUUCUGCAGAAGAUACCAGAAAGUUGGAGUGCGCUAGCAACUGCACUGGAGUCAGGGUCUUCUCUGAGUACUUUGAAAAAAUAUAUAGAGUAUAUAGUGCAGACUAUCUGUAUAUACAGGGUAUGCAAAAUUAAAAGUAUAUCUGGGGAUCAACUCACAUGGACCAGAGCCCUAUCACCCCUGGCUCUGCGUUUGAAUUGCUCCAAUCGAGAGGGAUAAACCCACAAUAUAGCAAGACAGGAUACUCUUCUGAAUCAGAUGUAAUAUCUAGGCAGUAAAAACAAAUAGAGAGGCAGGAGCCAAAAUUGAAUAGGAUCAAACACAGUAUUUAUUUAAACAAAAGGUUAAAAACUCUUACUUGAAGUAGUGGGUUUGCCAGCAAUAAACCCACAACUAAAUAAGCAGGAAUUUACACACAAAAAAACGAUACAGCUUAGAAGCUUCCGGGUUCCGGCUGUGAUCCGAUCACGUGAUCGCUGGGACCGCCUCUCUCUGAUGUCAAACGUGACGCGUUUCGCCCGCCUCUAAAUUAUUCUGCAGAUGCUGAUAUGUACAACUGAAAAGGUACCCAGAUGAUGGGGAAGGUAUUAAUCAUGUAAGCGGUCCAUUCUUUAUGCUUAGGAGAUGCCUGCCACUAGUAGUGACAAUAGGAGGUGGCAACACUUGUAGAGGAUUAUGCCGUAAAUGCCACUAGGGUCUGAUGGACACACAAUGACCGAAGGGCAUCUUCUUUAAAAAAACAUAACAAAAAAAUGUAAUUAACUCCAGUACUGUCAGUUUAAUUGCACCCGUUCCACACACUCUGAAACAGAAAUUAAUAAACACUUUAUUUUUAUUAAAAAGCUACUAAAAUGCAUUUGCCAACUACUUUCCUUAACAAACACACAAAACAAAAAAAGUACAGUAUAUUUAGGUGGUCAUUUUUUAGUAGUGAGUUUAUCCUAAAAUUAUAAAAUUACAUAAUUUUUUUUAUACUAGACUAUGGUUCCGCGUUUUCCAUUGUUAAUAUGUAUAUUGUGUUUAAAAAUAAUACUCCUACAAUAUUUGACAUUUGCAAUUUUUUCAGGUGAUCUGCUUUUUUAUUAAGCAUAGCAGAAAGCUAGCAAUUAGAGCAAGCUGAAACCCGCUCUUAGACAUACCUGACAUACAGCAUAUUAUUUCAACCUCUGACCAUGUUUCAAAAGUUCUCUUCAUAAAGUAAGCUGCACAAAACCAUAAAUAAAAAGUAGCAAAAAGGACACGCAUAGCCUGCAGUGAUACUAUCAAACACAAGAUUGUAGCUUUUACAUAUGUUCAUUACCCGGUUCAUUUCCACUAUAAAGUACUUGGAGGAAAAAGACUGGUAACAUUUUACUCGUACGCAAUAAUAGAAAAAAUCUGUAAGUACAAUAUUAAUGUUUAUUUAAUAUGGAAAAAUAGGGCAAUUUACUAAAAGUUUAAAUCAUCAUGAAUUCAAAGUGGAUUCACAGUAAAUUUCAAAUUUUCUGACAAAUUAGCCAAACUAAAAGCUUAACUUACUGUUUUUAAUUCAGUUAAUGGGGCCUAAAAGUUGAAAUUCACACUGUAGUAGAUAAACCUGUGUAUUUACAAAAUGGUGUAUUGACCAGCAGAUUUAAAAUGUCGCUGUUCUGGCCUAAAAUUAGAAAUGUCCUGAAAAUUUCCUGGUCAACUUCAUCAAGUUCUAAUUUAGAGAAUAAACCUGUUUGCUCUAGGUGAGAAAGUUGUGGAUGGCCCAGUCUAUGCACUUACGCAUCUAAAAGAGCGGUGGCUUGUGUUCAUUGAGUGGAGAUUUUGUUGUAUCGGGCUCUCUCCAGGGUGGUACUUGGCGCUCUGAUUUGUCGGUGCUGUUUAAAGGCAGCAAUAGCAGGGCUGUAUUCUGAUUGGCCAGCAAUGUUUUGGCACGAGCAAGUGACAUUUCUCUGUUGAUAGUGAGAACAUUUUGGGAGAUGACUGGAUGAGCAGUUGUGAGGCUCUCUUUCGACGCCAAACUUGGGUGCAGACAGCAUGCGUUAGCUCAGUCUUGCCGAGGAGUAGGUGGUCAUGGAGGAAAAGAGCCAUAUCACUCAUACCACUGUCCCUCCCCCUCUUUUUCUUUAAAUUAUUAUUUUAUUGACCUGGUAUUUUUGGGGAAAGGCAUCCCCUAGAUUUAAAGGGGAUGCAUAGAAAAUGCAUUCAAUAUUAAUGGUCCUCUGGAUACUUCACUUAUGGUAGACUGUCUUUUGGUUAAUACACUAUUUAGUUUUAGAUUAUCAUGAAAUUAAUUUAAUUCAAGUGUUAUUUUGGUUCAAUAACUAUUUUGGACAUAAUUAUUAAGCCCCAAAUGCCUGGGUUGUACCCAACUAAAGAUAUGUAUACAAAUUUUUUUUUUUAUAUUUAUUGUUAAUUUUAACAUAAUGAACACAUGCAUGCAUAUUGGCAGUGAGCUUCUUAAUUUUUUAUAAAAUAGAGACGUUGUGAUAAUCUGAUUACAAUCCCCAUGAUGCUCACCUCUGUGUCUCUACGUGAUAACACGUUUUACGUUCUGUUAAAAUAAAGUGCUGUAUUUGAGAACUGAGAUUUGUUUUGCAAUGUUUUCAUCACCGUCUAGCCAGCAGUCAUAUAUUUACAACUACAAAUUACAAGUUCCAUUUACAGUUUUGUAAGACGCUUUGUUUGCCUCUCUAAACGUGUAAUUUACCUGGGUAUAAUUUCCAAUUGCUAAUUAAAGUAUAUGAAUUUCUAUGUUUUGAUUACUAUUCAGUUUGCUACUGUCACGUGUAAUACAUAAACCAUGUAAAUUACCUCUUGGUGAUAAUGGCAAACUCAAUAUACCGAUAAUAACAUAAGUAGCAUUAUUAGGUCCUUAGGUUAAAUCAGUUAAAUGGACACUCUUAGUGACAGAACAGCUACAGCAUCAUGUAGUAGUGUAGGUGCGAAGAGACUAUCCCUGCAGUCCAAACAGUACUUUUUCUGUGAAAAAAAUCUCCAACUGGGCUCUAAUUACAGCUUUUCUAUUUUAGCAGUUUCCAGUUUGGGUUUCAAUUCACUUUCAGCUGUGAUUCUCAACCCGGUCCUCAAGGGCCACCAACAGUCCAGGACUGGCAUUGGACAAUUCAGAUCUAACAUGGCAUAGCUGGACCGUUGGCGUUCCUUGCGGUUUGGGCUAUACAAUUUACUGUUGAGUGAAUAAACCUCACUGAUUAUUAUGGCAAUCAAAGUGGUCUAGUCAUGUCUAUGAUAAGUGAGCUUUUAAAGUUGUAAUCAAGCCGAAUAGGCUAGGUCCACAUAUAUUUGCAUAUAUUGAUUCCAUACAUAAAGGAACAUCCCCUAAAGAGAAGCAUUUGCUUCAAGGAAAACUUACCAAUAUGUCCCCUUCACAUGAUAACUGGUAAAUGCUCUGCAAGUGCAGCCUCAAAAAGUAAAAACAUAGAAUCACUCCAAAAUACAGGAUUUUCUUAUAAGCUUUCAGCGUGGAAUGAAGGUCAUGAUCUAAUGCUGGGCAUCUCCGAACUAUGCUCCGAGCUCUGUUCGGCUGUUGAAAUCUUGCAAGGAAUAAUAUAGUGUCAGAAAAGUCUAAAAUAACAGUUUAGGUGGCUGCCCCACUGUGAAAAAGAGUUAAAGAUGAUAUUACCCCCUUUAUCCAGCGCUGUGUGGGUCUCCUUGCAGCUGCCUCCGCCACCUUGGCUGGGAUGUACUAGAAAAGCAUUGGGAGACUAUCGCAUAUGCAUGUAAAACACCACGCUACGCCAAUCAACAUCUCCUCAAAGAGAUGCAUUGAAUCAGUGCAUCUCUAUGUGAAAAGUUUAGCGCCUCCAUGCAGUGUGUGGAGAUGCUAAAAGUCAGUGCUGCACACUGUGCAACACUGACCCAUGAAGCACCUCUAGUGGUGGUCUGAGUGACUGCCACUAGAGGCUUUCCUAGGCAGUAAUGUAAACAUUGCCUUUUCUCUGAAAAAGCAGUGUUUACAUUAAAAAGCCUGCAGGGACACGCGGUAGAUACCAGAACAACUACAUUAAGCAGUAGUUGUUUUGGUGACUACAGUGUCCAUUUAAGUUUAAUCUUUAUUUUUAAUUAUAAACUAUGAUGACACUUUCCCUUUAAAUAUAUUGCAGAUACUGCUAGGCAGCCCUUUUUAAGUCCUGAUUGACAGAAUGCAGAACCCACAGUUAUCUAACAAUCAACACUGCACACUGUGAGCAUCAGAAACCUGUGAUUUUUACUGCGCUACCAUACAAACACUAUGCUUGGUUCUUUAGUAAUGAAAGGCCUUGCUGUACAAAUCUAAACAGUCUAAAACCUUCUGAAUGUGCAUGUGGGAUAUUUAAAUAAAGUAACACUAAAAAAGUACUAAUAUCAUAUAAUGUUUCCAGUGUUAGAAGAUUGCGCUGCUGUGCCUGGCCCACGUGUCAUUUGGCUUGUCAUAACAGACUUGAUGAAUUUAUAGUUUAUGGCAGAAAGAUGUUCCACAAUUUGCUCUAACAGUUCUCUGUGAAUUCUAAAAAGAUGUUUUUGUUUUAGAACGUUAUGGAACUCAGGUCUUAUAAAUACAGUAACGUUAAAAUGAUCCUCUAGCAGUCAUACUAAAUGUCAAAAUGAUCGCAGUCUUGUGUUAGUGGUGUUUUAUAUAUUCCGCAUAUAACACAUUUUUUAAAACCAGCAGUAACAAAAUUGUUGAAUAUAUUGUCACAACUUGGCUGUCUUAGCGUAAAUAUUGUUAUGUUCUAGAUUUACUACAAUUUGGUUUUAGUAAAUAUUUUCAGCUCCAAUUAAUCCUUGGUAAACCCCCUCCCCCCCUCAAAAAAAUAUUCAUGAUUGAUAUUAUUAAUAAUACAGUACAAAGAAAUUGUAGUUUGGAAAUGUAAGACAUUCAUUGAAGAUAGCUUAGUCCAGAGAUUACAGCCUACCAACACCGUCCAAAUUUGGAUGGAUAAUCAUACCUUCCAACUUUCACCCUUUAGGAGGGACAGUCAAUUUUAGACCCAAAUCCCUCUGUCCCUCUUUUCUCUCCUAAUUUCCCUCUUUUCUAGGAGCUCCAUAUUGUUCAUGUGUCUGAGUGUAUAACAGAGCUCCACACUAAUAAUGUGUCUUCAAACUACAAUACGUGUGAUUAGAACUCAGUGUAAAUAAAGUACAAUUUUCUUGUUAAGUCACAUUUUAGUUUAAAAAAUUAUGUCACCAAACAUUUCUCAGAAUAGCCUAGGCCACACCCCUAAAUUUAUUGUCUCUCUUUGCCCAUUUGAAAUGUUAGGAAGUAGAGAUAGACAGAGGACAGAUUUUAAUGCUAGUAUAGGCCUGUUUUUGUCAAGUCAGCUAAAUUACUAUUUAGUAGAGACGGAGGGACUGCACAUGUAGUUUCCUUGCAUCACAACCAGUACAAUAAGCUGUAGUGGAUAUAGAUUUGACAGUGCCACUUUAAAUAAAAUCAGUGUGGAAUUUUAAUAUUUAAAAAUGAAUAUUUCAUAAAGAUAAAAUCCAAAGCAUUCAAAGAUAUACAGUAAAAACCAAAGAAAAACAAGUUGCCUGCGCUCUCUCCUUAAUCCCUAUGGAUUUUUAAACAAAUGGAGGUUUUUUAGUUACUUUUUUAGUUUUUGUGUAACUAAAAAACCUCCAUUUGUUUAAAAAUACAUAGGAAUUAAGGAGAGAGCACAGGUAACUUGUUUUUCUUUGGUUUUUACUAUAUAUUGGGGCUGAUGUGUACUGUAGUCAUUGCUGCCGCCCAGUGAUGGGAGUGAGCGCAAGACUUAUCUUUCUGCAUUUGUAUCCACUUUUUGUAUCACACAGCCUUGUUACAAUGCAGCCGCCCAUCCCAUGUGUUCCCUAUUAAGGGUUAAUAAUAUAUAGGGGUGUAUAUAAAAAAUACCCCUUUCUGUCUCAUUAGAGAUUUUUGCCAGAGGCUCAAGGAAGCAAGGUGAAUGGUUAGAGCUAGGACCCACCUAGGGGGGUCUGCCUUGACGUUGGCAGGUGGGCUCAUCCUCCCAUGGCCAUUGGAGGUAACUGAAAAACGUCCAUUUGUUUAAAAAUACAUAGGGAUUAAGGAGAGAGCGCGGGUAACUUGUUUUUCUUUGGUUUUUACUAUAUAUUGGGGCUGAUGUGUACUGUAGUCAUUGCUGCCGCCCAGUGAUGGGAGUGAGCGCAGGACAUAUCAUUCUGCAUUUGUAUUCAUAGAUAUAUGUAUAUUCCCUACCUUCACAAAAGGCGGAGCUAUCUCUUAUAAAAUUGGAAAGCACUACGGAAUAUGUCGGCGCUAUAUAUAAAUGCAAAUAAUAAAAUAAAUAAAUACAGCUAUUAAUUUUAGUCAAUUCCCCAAGCUGUCACUGGUGAUGGCAGUCGAGUUAAAUUCCUUGUCUGUCGAGGCUUUCGUUAUCUUGUGGGAUUCUCUAUAGACCUCAUUGUGCAUGAUCAAGAAUGCAACACUAUUGUGGCCACCAGGCAGAUGAAGCCCCAGGAGCUGAAGAGCUCCCAUCGGGUGAACAUGGUGGGGACCAUGAGGGACAGCUCUUCCUGGUGGGGAUCAUGAAGGACAGCUCUUCCACUGCACGCAUAGACCAAUGUACUGCAAGCGAAACAGUCAGUAUGUGCAAAGGCCCCAGACAGUGACAGAGCUGCUUUGAGAAACAUCUUUAAAUGCAAAAAUAUUGUUAGCAGUUAGUAUUAUUUCUAUUCUCCUAGUGAAAAAAAUAAGCAGUUAUCAUCUUCUGUGCUUUUUGUCCGUUACAGAUAAAGUAAGCUCAAGCUUGCCUUUGUCGGACUUAGAUAUAAUAUGACAGACUGUCAUGAACGUGUUUAGUGUUGUGUUUAUAAUUCACAGUUACUUACCAACUUUUUAAGAUUAGAGUCAGUAGUGCAGUAUAAUUAGCCUUUGUUUAAGUUUAUGUGGGAAUUGUACAUAGUACACACACUUCAAAGAAAACAUUUUUGAAUAAAAUGGGUUUUCUUUUUUUUUUUUAAAUGUUAUGUGUUAGAAUUAUGAUAAAAUUACGAUUCAAUGUGUUAAAUGGUAUCCUAGCUGUGAAGAUUUUACAAAGGAAUUUUACCAAAAGUUUUUAAUGAUUUUGUAAAUGUUUCCCAGUUUUAUUAAACAGUCACUUAUUACACACACACGUACACACACACACACACCAUUAUUAUUAUAUAUCAUUGAAUCAUUGUCAGCAAAACAAAUCUAAAAAGGUUAUCCACUAAAGAAAAUGUCAGAAUUCUGACUGCUAUAGCAAUUCUUAUAUUUACUAAAGCUUAACCCCUUAAGGACACAUUACAUGUGUGACAUGUCAUGAUUCCCUUUUAUUCCAGAAGUUUGGUCCUUAAUGGGUUAAAGCGGCACUGUCAUGCCAAACCUAUCUUUCCCCAAUCGUUUCCUCUUCUCUCCUUCUCUCAGGAUCUGUUCUUAUUUUCUUCCUGUCUGCUCUAGUUUUCUUUAAAACAUAAGACAAAAUAGGGACUACUUUGUUUUAUGGAGGUUUCCUACGCUUGACCAGCUUUGACCCACUUCGUGCGGUCAAAGGAAUUUCCCCACAAUUCUCACCUGAUCUUGUGAUGCUUUCACUAUUUCCCAGCGCCCUGUCAUAUAGAUAGGACGCCGGCGAAACUACCAAAUUCCGUCCUAACAGAAUGAACAGUUUGUUCAUUCGUGUUAGAAUGGCAUUAGUUAGUUUCUGUUCGUAUCGUAAAUUCGUUCUAAUGAAUGAAACUCUGAUUCUAUUCGUGCUACGGCUGCAUCUUGAAGCCGCUUAGUAAAUAGCUCCCUAAUUCCCACGGUAUUAGGCAGCUAUCUACUAAAAGGCUGGAAGACCAAAACGCUGUGUAAAAUGACUCCGAACACUCUGAUUGUUUUUUUUAAUUUUUUAACACAACAUAGAUAACUUUUAGCUACUUAUUAGAUUGUGCUAAAAUUGAGUUACAAUAGUUUUUCUAUUCGUGCUGCGGCUGCAUCUUGAAGCCGCUUAGUAAAUAGCUCCCUAAUUCCCACGGUAUUAGGCAGCUAUCUACUAAAAGGCUGGAAGACCAAAACGCUGUGUAAAAUGACUCCGAACACUCUGAUUGUUUUUUUUUAUUUUUUAACACAACAUAGAUAACUUUUAGCUACUUAUUAGAUUGUGCUAAAAUUGAGUUACAAUCGUUUUUCUAGGACCCAAGGCAUGUUUUAUUUACUUGGAACAAACAGUUCCCUUUUGAAAUCCAGUCAAGAUUACUUUUGGAUUAAUCAUCUCAUCCCAGGGCUCCUUUGAAGGUGACCACAUGAAAUCACAAGCUUGAGAAGAGUCUCUGGAAGUAGUUUAAAGGAACACAGCCGAAUUAGGAAAACAUACCUGUAUCCUAACACUAUUGUCCUGGUGCCCCUUAUCAUUCCCCCCACCUGUAAAAAAAAUUAAAAAAAAUGAAAAAACAAACAACAAAAAAUACUCACAUUUUCUACAGUUCCGAGUCUCCCUCUUCAGGUUGCUCCUCAUAGAUUCUCUAUGUCCCACUGUGACGGCACUGUGCAUGUGACGUCACGGUAUAUUAUGGUUUGAGAGUCUGAAAGUAGGAUUCCCGGCUCUCGUUCUUAGAGGGCUUGUAGGCCUAGCUUGAAGCCACGCUUCCAUGCUUUCUGAUUAGUUUAAUAUUAGGUUUUGAGGAGAAGAACAGUUAGUGUGUUUGCUUAGCUUUGAUCUUAGAACCCAUAGCCCUUUGAGACUAUUCCUUGAUUGGUCCUACAUACACUCGCUCCAUUUUUCCUCACUAUGAAUUAGUUUGAGACUGGCACCUUGAUAUUAUGAUAAGAGUGGUUUAUUCUCUUUAUUCUAUGAUAAAGGUGUAAUUGCUUUCUCUAUUGAGGUGUGCAGAUUGUGUAGAGAUUAUUUACCUUUCUCUCCCCCCUUCUUUCCUCCCUCAGACGAGCUUUUCAAAUCACUGUGCAAUGAGUUUACAUUUGUAUGAUUUCGGGAUUUUUACUCCGCUCCUAAUAAAAAUAGGGUCUUUCUUUUUUUCAUUUAUAUUUAUUCUUAUAAUUCAUUGUGCUCUUGCCCAGUUGUUCUCUCUAAGGUUUGGGAUGUUUAUCUUUUUUUUUUUUUUUGCUCUACUAGUAAUCAAGCUUUUUUUGGGUUACCCUCCUUUUUUUAGAAAACAGCUGAGGCGACCACCCCAAGGUGAGGCGUGAUGACUACCUUGUUUCCUUACAGUUGCAUUACUCUUUUGUUUCAGUUAGCAUGUUUAUCUUUCAUGUCACAAUUAUUGUAGGACCCACCAAUAUUGAGGUACUGCGAUGAAGUGAUGGGCUAAAAGGGACACUGUAGGCACCCAGACCACUGCAGCUCAUUGAAGUGGUCUGGGUGCACUGUCCCUUUUGCACUUAGUGCUGCAAUGUAGAACAUUGAAGUUCCAUAGAAAUUGCAAUAUUUACAUUGCAGCUCUAAGUCUGCCCUCAGUGGAGGUCCUCAAGUCUUCUUGAAUUGAAACGGACAUUUGGUUCGGUAUCUGAUGCUGGACAUCCUCACACCCUGCAUGAGGACCUGCAGCAUCAGAUUUUUCCUCAUAUGAAAGCAUUGUAUUCAGUGCUUUUCUAUGGGGUGGUCAAAUUUUCCGUGCAUUCGGAUUAGAUACUGCUUGUCGCAGGACGGAGGAGGGGGUGGAGCGUCAACCCAGUGCUGAGAGACAUUGGCGCUGGGAAAAGAUAAGUUAAUAAAGAGUUUUUAACCCAUUAUUUAAGUAAGCUUGUAAGAUUUAAAACUGUUUUUUUUUUUUUUAAUCUGUAUUUAGUUAGUUAUUAGGCUGUGCUAAAAAUUUGUUAUAUCCAAAUAUCCAAGGGAUAUUUUAUUCACUUGGAAUAAACCAAAUCUUGUGAGCUCAAAUAAAUUGUAAAAUUUUCUGUUGCUGCUUGUUUUACUGAUAUGUAAAAUAAUACAUUUGAAAUUCCAGAGUUGUUAAUGUGGUCCUUUUUAUGGUAUGGUAUGUUUAAGUGGCAUGUAAAAUUGCCUUAAUGUGUGAAAUAAAAUAGUGUUUAUUUGUAAAGAAACAGUCUGUUUAGUACCGCUUAAAAGCUCUUUAUAUUAGCAGUUAUGUGAUGCCGUUUAUACCUUGCUAGUGAAGCGAGAGCCCAAUAAAAAUAACUUGUGCUUUGACUGGUAGAGGUAAAGAAGUAUAUAUAUAUAUAUACAUAUAUAUAUAUAUAUAUUCUUUAGUUGUGUAUAUAUGUUUGUUAAUAUAAAUAAAGAUAUGGUGGGCCACAUUUCAGCAUAGGAUUGACAGGUAAAUAAGUUAUGUCAGUAGUUCCAUUUUUUUUGUUACAGGUACUUAUUAGGACCUAGACUUGGGGAAAUUCAUCAUUCCUAAUUUCAUGAAGGAACAAUGAGUAAAAAUAGUGGAAUUUUAUUUUCAAAAUGGCAGGACCAUUAUUCUGAUACAAAAAGAAAACUGAGGAUAUGGGUUACUGCCCAUUCAGCCAGGGCCACAACGGGCCUUCUAAAACAACUGUUUGGCAAGUGGAUCAUUUCAAGAAAUUCACAGUUUUUUUGGACACCAUGUUUGCCAGACCUUUUAGCAUCUAAUUACUUUCUGUGGGAAUAUCUGAAGGUGCGAGUGUACAUGAACAAACUGAGUACACUCGAGCAGCUCAAGGACAAUAUCCGUGCAGAAAGUGCUAGAACCUCAUUAACAAAUACAAUUGAAAAAGACAAACUUUGCGUGGGGGUAAAUGGAACUCAUUUGAAAGAUGUAAGUCUUCUGUACCCAAUCAAACAAAUCUCCAUACAUUAAGCAUCAUUGUAUGUAACAUCAUUAAAAUUGGUUUAAUAAUAAUAGUAACUCCUCAAACCUUUUGCCCACCCUGUAUAUACUAAAUUAAAGAUGAUUCUUUUUAAUGGCAGCACUACUUGAAAUGCAACAUUUAACUUUAUCAAGGCUUUAGUAUAUAUAUGUACACUGAUUAACCACAACAUUUAAAUCAUUGUCAGGUGAACUGAAUAACAUUGGUGAUAUUGUUUAAAUGGCACCUGUCAAGGAGUGGGAUAUAUUAGGACGCAAGUGAACAGUCAGUUAUUGAAUUUCAUGUAUUGGAAGCAGGGAAAAUGGGCAGGCGAAAAGAUCUGUGUAACUUUGACAAAGGCCAAAUAUUAAUGUAGUGAUUGAUAGCUAGAUGACUGGGUCAGAGCAUCUCCAAAACAUCAAGUCUUGUGGGGUGUUCCCAAUAUGCAGUGGUUAGUACCUACAAAAUGUUGCAAGUAAGGACAACUAGUAAACCGAUGUCAGGGUCAUGAGUGUCCAAAGAUGAACAUAGGAAGUGAAAUCUAGCCAAAAACCUAAUGCUGGUCAUGAUAAAAAUGCGUCAGAACACAAAGUGCAUGCAGUUUACUGUGUAUGGGGCUACGAUCAGAAUGCCCAUGAUAUCCCUGUCCAUCACCGAAAGCACCUUUUUAUGGAGAUGUGAGCAUCAGCACUGGACCAUUGAGCGAUGAAAGAACGUUGCCUGGUCUGACGAAUCACGUUUUCUAUUAGAUCAGGUGGAUGGCCUGGUGUGUGCACAUUAUGGGGAAGCGAUGACAGCACAAUGCACUAUGAGAAGGAGACAGGUUGGCAUUCAUUUGGAUGGUUCCUAGACCCAUACUACCUACCUAGAGAUAGUUGCAGACAAGGUGCACCGCUUCUGGGCAAUAGUGUUCCCUGGUGGCAGUGGCCUCUUUCUGCAGAAUAGUGCACCCUGCCACACUGAAAAAAUGCUCAGGUAUGGUUUGAGAAACAUGACAAAUAGUUCAAUAUGUUGUUUUGGCCUCCAGAGUCUCCAGAUCUCAAUCUGAUUGAGCAUUGGUGGGAUGUGCUGGAACAACAAAUCCGAUCCAUAGAGGUUACACUUCGCAACUUGCAGGACUUUAGGGAUCUGCUGCUAAUGUCUUUGUGCCAGAUACCACAGGACACAUUAAGAGGUUUUGUGGAGUCCAUGCAUUGAUGCAUUAGAGUUGCUUGGGCAGCACAAGAGGAUCUUAGGCAAGUGGUUUUAAUGUUGUGGCUGAUCAGUAUAUAUAUAUAUACACACUAAAGUCUUGAUAAAGGGGUAAAUGUGGCAUUUCAAUAGGUGUUGCCUUUUCCCUUUCACAGUUAUCUGUCUGUCUAGCCUGUAUACUAGUUGAGAAUAUCACAUAUUCAUUACAGACACUGCAAAAGAGAACAUAGACAUAAACAAAGAGUUACUGCUGACAUUGAUUACAUUUUACAUAGGCAACAAUAAAGGACAUUAUUGUACAAUUGUACUAAUAUAUCACAUUGCUAAGAUUGUGUCAAUUUCAGAAACCUAUAUUUUUUUUCAAUAUUUUAACACUACAUGCUAUUUGGUGUAUUCUUCCACAGGCAAGAGUUUUUAAACAAAGUUAUUAGAAACUGGAAAAAAAAAUAAUAAUAAAAACAAAAUAGCUAGAUAGAUAGAUAUGUAGAACAAAAUAUUUGGGGAUAGACAGAGAAGAGUCAAGAAUAUGUACAUAUGGUCAGACGAGAAGAAACAGAUUUAAUUCCAAAGAAACAUUGUGUGUUAGUCAUCUCCACCAUAUUAAUAUAUUUAAUUUUGUUGAGGAAAUGUUCUUGAGAGCAUGCUGCCAUUGGAUGCAUGUCGCCAGCAUGCUGUACGUGCUAACUAUAGAUGUCAAACAUGUACGGAAUGGAUAAUGUUCCAGGCUGGCUAAUGACGCCCCCGAUGCUGCAGAGGGGUUAAAAUAAUGAUGGACAUGCAGACUCCAGGCACCAUAACCACUUCAAAUCACUGAUGUCGUCAUUGUGUUUGGAGUAACCCUUUAAAAGUUGUAAAUUAUCAAGUAAAAUAUAUGCUAUUUAUUUGGAAAAUGCUAAACAGAGAACAAUCCCCAUAAAAACUAAUGUUUGCCAACAUUUAGCAGCUUGGCCCAGAAUAUCACUUAUUUUCACUUGACAAAUCCAGCCAAUAGUGUAACCAGACUUUUCCUGUAAGCAGGGAUUCUUAUAAAGCCACAAGUAAUACAAGCAACAAUGAAUUAAAUGCAGCAUCCGUUUAUAUAUUUUCUAUAGCAGGGUCCCAUAAUUCCCAUAAAGGGAACAUCUGGUCAUAUUUGCAAGUGCUCUUUGUUGAUGUCAUAGAUUAAUAACUGAUGUGUGUGUGUGUGUGUGUGUGUCUACCAAGCAAUAGGAGGUAUACGCUCUGCUUGACGAUGACUGGAAAAAUGUUAAUCCUUGCCAUGAAUGAUUUUUGGCAAAAAUGUGUUAACUGAUUGAAGAUCUGUCUUUAAUUAAAGGAUUUAGUCUAUCCGUGUGUCUGUUUAUGCCUGGAAAAAAAUAUCCUUUGCUUCUCUAAUAGCCUAGAAGGUACUCCGAUCAGAGUAACAGAGUAACAUUAACAUUCUUUUUUUUUUUUUUAAAUCUCUGGAAACUGCCUUUUGGAGAAGUACAGCAUAAGCACUGUGCGAAAUGUGUUUGGGCUUCUGGGAGGAAGAAACACAAAUCAGGAAUAUUGGACAUACUAGCAGCUUGUGUUUUUACUGUGAAUCCUUAAAUACGUAUAUUUCUAUAUUUUGGCUGAUGGGGGUUGACUGUUUAUUCUCCAUCCACCAUCACUUUCAGAAUUAUCCACUACCUUAUUUAUUUAAUUUUAAUUGAUAUCUCAUUAUCCGCCUCUUUAAUCUUGGAAAAAGGUUUGCCAAUAGAAUCAUUUACUGUUCCCCUAAUAAAGCGAUGUUAUGUUAUAUUAAAUCCUCAGUCUGUAUUUAGGCGCUGUUCUUUGUGAGUGGCAAUUUUAUGUAUUUUGGGUAGUUUGGGUAUUAUAAAUCUUUUUUUUUUUUUUUCAUAAAUAUGCUCUGUGCCCCUGAAGAAAUUUUAUUUUUUUUACAAGUUCACUCUAAGUAUCACAAACACUACAGCUUAUGUUGUGGUUAUGGUGCACUGCAGAAACAGUCUUCUCCCCAAUUUGCAUCAAGUUAUUUUAAACAGUUUUUAAAAAAGGGGUCUCUCACCAAGCCUAAAGACCAGGCUUCAUAUAUAUUUUCAUAUAGAUUUGUGAGAGAUACAUAUUUAAAAUUCCAUAAUCUCUUCCAAUUAAUAUUGUGUACUACACUGAUUACACCAUUCCUUUUGCAGGAAAUUAAAGAGUUUUUGAAGCAUAAUUUCAUACUCUCGUAGGCUAAAAUUCCCUAAUCUAUUUACAUAAAUAUUGUAGAGCUCAAGACCAGAUGUGUGGAAAGAAAUCAUUUUGAGGCAAACGGAGCUGAAAAGAAACACAUUUCAAAGAAACCUAGUGUAACUAUCCUUUAGCUCUUUUAACAGAGAUUUUGUGAACUCAUAGGCUUAUUCGCUAAGUUUUGAACUAUGAAUGAAGCGCACUUGGGCAAUAACAAAUCCACUGGUAUAAAGACAGAUUUUUUAUGAAACCAGUUAUUUGUCCCCUAAUUUUGCAAUUCUGUUUUCAGUACUCCACAGUUUGGUGUUUAGUGAAUAAAUCCCCAAAUAUUUGAAUUUAAGCACGGUCUUUAGUAAAACAUACCCAGUCUAUGGCAACACAAUUUAAAGAUCCAAUAUAAUCUUAAUAAGUUUUAUAAUUGAAUUCAUAUGAAUGGCAGGAACAGGCAGAGUGAAAGCAUACAGAAUUCAGUUUAGUUAGAGCUAUAUUAAAUAGGAAGAAAUUGAAGUAACUGGGAGAGUGUGUUGUCGGCAGAACACCAACACUUUGGUACUUAUAGCAGGGUGACCUGGUGUUCUGGUGUUUUUUUUGGACAGUUGCUUUAUUUAGUCCUUUGCCACUAAAUUAUUUAGUUUUGUAAACAUUUGCCUCUGAGGUUUGGAGGGAACACAUAUUUUAAAAAGAUAUUAGUUUAAAUAGCAAUUAUAACAAAAUGAUAAAACUAGUAGUCUUUAUUUUUAAACUUUCCUCCAUCGCGUUAUUCCCUCGCGAUAAAUACUGAAAUAGUCCUCACUGCAGUGAUGGAACAAGGAGCUUCUAGCUUAUAAAAAUAAAUGGAGCUCUUGUUUAGAAGAUUAAAUAUAAGCAUAGUAGUUAGGAGGGCACAUUGAGAAUUAAAAAUAUUAGUGUUCAGGUUAAGAAAAUUUAGUUGAAGAUUAAAUUCAAGUAAUGGGAAUUUCAAUGAGGAACUUAGUUGUAGGGAAAAAAUAGUCACAGGAUGUUCAUAAUUUAGAAGAGCUAGUUAUAAGACUUGUGAACUAGUCAUGUGCUGGACAUUUUCUACCUAGUUUCCAUGUUAUUAUUAUUAUUAUUUAAAAAAAUGUGCUAACAAUUUCUGCAGCUCUGUAUUCAUCAACAAACAUUUGCCUUAACGAAAAUACCUGCUCAAACAAGCCUACAGUCUAAAGAUAUGAUUAUCAUUGAACUCUGUUAUGUUUAGUGCUGAUCUCACUUCUAACACAAUGUAUCCAACAGAGAAUCAUAACUAGGAAGUUAUGGCGCAUGGUUUACAAUUGCGGCCCUCCACCAAUACAAUAAUUCUUAUAGAGAAGCAUGGAAUUCAGUGCUUCUCAAUAAAAAGUGCUCAUUUAAAGUAAGUGAGGAAGGAAACCCUAGUUUGGCAGACUUAGUUUCUGCAUUUUGGGGUGUACAUACCUAACAUUUUCUUUUUUGGCUUAAAAUUUUAAAGGGAUUGUAUUGUGUAAGGCAUACAAAGUUGUAUUCCUUACACUAUAGCUCCCUCUGCUCGCCUCCCUCCCCAGCAUUGAAAGGGUUAAUAAGCACUUUCUGUACUCACACGAUUCCAGCACCGAUCUCCCUCAGCACUUGGUCAGUGCAUCACCUCUUCCAACGUUACCCGACAGAGGGGGCACUAAUGCACAUGGCAAUAGCUGCAAGCGCAUUAGGCCCUCCUCUUAGGAGAGCAUUGCUUCAUUGCAUUCCUAUGGGGAAUUAGCUGACGCUGGUUGUCCUCAUGCACAGCAUGAGGAUGUCCAGAGUCCGUUAGGUGACCAAAAGCCUUAUUGAAAGACACUAGAGGCAGUGUUAUUCCUGCAUGGCAAUUAUUGCAGUUUCUCUAGAACUGCAAUAAUUUCCAUUGCAGGACUAAGUAGGAAAAGGACAGUACAUCCAGACCACUUCAAAGAGCUGAGGUGGUCUGGGUGCCUAUAGUGUCUCUUUAAUUUCCUUUUCAAUUCUCUGCAAUUCCAGUUUAAUGAAUACCAAUGCAUGCAUGACACACAAAAUAUACGGCAUAUCUUUCACCGCAUACAUAUUUACAGAUGCAGAACAAAAGCAUUUAUCUUACAGUUAACGUUCCAUAGCAUACUGUUCAUAGAGGCAUGUAUUGCCACAUUACUAAAUCAUAUUUUUGUAUGUUUUGCAUAGGCAACGCGAGACGUAACUAAACCAAAUAUUCCAACAGUUUCUGUACAAAGGGUUGUAACGUCUUGCAUCUCUAAUAUUACCUUCACCACUAAUGUCAGUCUGUGUAGACUAGAAAAUGAAUGGUUUAAAAGAAACUACAUAUAAUCUCUUUUAAUUCCACACAGAAACCAUACAAAUAGAAUUACAUUAUAAACUACUGCACAGAAUCUUAAAAAUAAUGUACUAUUAUUCCAAAAGAACAUGUUUUAUGUUAACAUUUCCAAAAUUACUUUCCUCAAAAAGACUAGUACAAUAAUUAUGACAAAGUGCAUAUAAAACAAAUGGGUUCUCUAUCUAUGCGUAAGAAAAGUCUUCUACCUAUAAAAGCCCCAUAUUUUAUUACACUUCCAGAUAAGCACAAACACACUCAGAUACAGACUGCCAGACACAUACAGAUACACACAUACACAACACCAUAUGCAGUCAAUGCUUGAUAUGCAUGCUUACACAGAUACACACUGCCACACACACAAAUUCAUAGAUACUUAAAGGGACACUAUAGUCACCAAAACAACUUUAGCUUAAUGACGUAGUUUUUGUGUAUAGAUCAUGCCUCUGAAGUUUCGCUGCCUAAUUCACUGCCAUUUAGGAGUUAAAUCACUUUUGUUUCUGUUUAUGCAGCCCUAGCCACCCUCCCCUGGCUGUGACUGACACAGCCUGCAUGAAAAGAAAAUGGUUUCAUUUUCAAUCAGAUGUAACUUACUUCAAACCUUUUUUAUCUCCUGAGUCUAACCAGAGCAGGAGAUAAGAAAUUCUGAAUUAAACAGAAUUUGCAUUAUAGGAAGUGCAAACUUUAGAUGACUCUUUACAGGAACUGUUUAGGAUAGCUGUGAAAGUCACAUGCAGGCAGGUGUGGCUAGUGCUGCAUUUAACUUUUAAAUCCAAAGUGGCAGGGAAUUGAGUAGUGAGACUGCUUAGGCACGAUCUACACACCAAAUCUGUUUCAUUAAGCUAAAGUUGUUUUGGAGACUAUAGUGUCCCUUUAUUGCCAAGUACACAGAUAUGCCUGGCAUGUAAAUAUGGAUACAAAAAAAUCUUAAAAACAAUAAUAUAUUAUCUAUAAAUAUUUUAUAUAUUUAUAAUGAUAGAGGUUAAAACCACAAACCUCAAAUUAAAUAUGUAUCUAUACUAUUGCUAUCAGUUUGGCUUGCACAAUGUAGAUAUUUCUUUGUAUGUUCUACAAAGCCCUUUAAAUAUGAAACAUCACCAGAAAAGCCUAUGCAUGUUCUCCUUUAUAGCAUACAUCAUUAAGACUCUAUUUCAUGGUAACCUGCAUGUGCUUUAGCAGUAAUUUAUACACUGUCUGAUAUACAAUAUUUCCAUUAAAUUGUUUAAUUAAAAAGUGGAACAGAGAAAAUUCAUUCUGUGCUUCAAAAGGAAAGACUGUGCAGACUGCUUAAUGUUUAUACUAGUCAGACUAAACAGUUGGAUCUGUACACACCUCCUUUCCUUCGUAAUAACUCUUAUGCCAGGCCUGGUGCCAAGAUGUGAAGAACACAUAUGUAAGAGGAACACAUUUUUUUAGUACUUUCAUACAGGCAGAUAGAAAGAGUUGAAUUGUUUUUUGCCAAAAUCAGCUGUCUUGAGGGAAAUUGCCAAUUCGGGGAUCGUAAUUCAUUUGGCAAUUCACCAAACAUUUCAGAAAUAAAGCCACAAAUUCCAGGAAAAAUGGUUAACUGAAAAAUGUAUGUCUGGAUUAUUCACUGAACUGAGAAUUGAUGAACUCGACAAGAGACUUGCACACUGUAGACUAAAACAUCUGAGCUGGAACAACAUCCGAGUAGAAGGAUUUUUAGAUGCACAUUCUUCCAGAAAGUUAGUGUAACGGCUACCCAGAUAGUAAGGGGGUAUCAGCCGUUGGCGAUGUCCUUUUCCUGGCAAGCUGCUGUGUAGUAAUGGAGUUUCUUAUUCCCAUCCACGAGAUCCAAGAGUAAAGCCAGGCAUAGCUGUAAAAUGGAGCAGGAUAAUUGUGCAGUAAAUCCCCUUCCGAGAACGAGACGAGGCUACGUUUUGAAGGGUAAAGCAGAACUGGCUUUUAAUGACAGGCACUCUCUUUUUAUGUGAUUCUGCCCAUGCAAAGGCGACACCUACAUAAUUAACAGAACAACCAAUAAACAUAAGGUACAUCCCACACAUCAAAAGGAGGGGCAGUAACAUAAGGUACAUCCCACACAUCUCCUCCCCUCAGAUAAGAUACUAACAUAAUUAAAACGAACAUAUUUUUCCCCAAAGUUCAGAUGUCCCCCAGAUAGCUCUAUUCUGCGGGACCAACAUAGUUAAAAUUCAGCCCAUUCGGUUCAGCCGUUCGGGAGAUAUGGGACUUUAAAGUUUUGACCGACAGCACAGGCAAAGUAGCUGAAAAUAGUUCCAUGAGUUUUGGCCUUGCGGUCAGUCUUUGUUCGUGUAUUAAAAGUCACAAAAAGGAUUGCCAUCCGUGCGUAACUCGGGUGUUCGGUAGUUUUGGCACGAAUUUCCGGUGUUAUGGAGGUCUCAGCGGUGUUCGCCUACUCGAGUGUCCGAUUUUAGUUCCAAACACUCGACGGCAAAUCACCGCUGUUCGUGCGUUAAGAUGGCCGCGAACACAUGCAAAGUCCCGAAAUGGCGGCCACCUAAGAUCUAACACAAAGGAUUUGUGCAUUUAUCAUGCGAACGGUAUAUGCCGGUCUGGGAGGUAAAAUACCACUUAAUUGAACAGCAGGGUGGUCCGGUGUUCAGCAGUUUGUAUUCGUCUUUGUGCCUGCUGGAUUUCUACCGCAUGGAUUGCACAAAUAGACGAAUGCUGGCAACAUAAGUCCUGAACUGGGCUAUAAUAAGUCACAUAACCAGGUAAGUAUAAUCCCUUGUAUUAUUAGGUGUAGUAAUUGUAAAAUAUGUCCAGGCAGAAAGUAUAGUUCUGUUACAAUUAGUAUAUAGUAGGAUCAGAAAUUGGUAGGAUAUCCAAGUGAGACCACUGACUCGGAGAUUCCACUAACAGACAGACAGAGAAUGUGAGGUGGUAGUUUUUAAAGGGAGAAUCUAAGCAACAAGACCAUUACACCUUGAUAUAGAGGCUUUGGUGAAUGGAUUCUCUCUCUUUGCUCUGGCAGUAUAAUGUUGUUUUGCUGAACAUUUACCUCUAAUGGCAGUCAGCCUCUAGUAUCACUAGUAUCACUGAUUUACACAUGAUCCAUAUGAUGAUAAUGCCCAACGCAGAUUCAAGCCUUCUCUAUGAUAAGCACUGGACUGGCAUAGAGUGGUGAUUGCUGCAUAUGCAGCAUAGUUCUGCAGUGCGAUUUGAUUGGACCAGAGAUCAUCAAGCAUGAUGAUAUUAUCAUGGGAAAAAUGGCUGCAACAUUUGCUGGAGUGGAGUCGGUCCCAAUGCUGGAUUACCGAUAAAUUUUAUGUUGUUUUGCAGUUGGAAUUUUUCCACCAUGCACAUGUCUAAUUAGAGUGUUCUUUUUUUUAACAUUCUUUAUUUUAAUUUUCCCAUAUAUUACAUAUGUUGCUUGUAGAUGGUGUAAACACAUCGUUAAAACAGUCCAGUACAGAAAAAAAUGGGGAGACAAGGGUAAUACAGAACGAAGAUAUUGUUAGUAGUGUCAUAUAACAGGGUAGUUGCAUUAUGUGUACAUAUUACCAUAAGCAGAUAGACAUUGUACACUGUACAUAUUAUCAUAAUCAGAUAGAGUUAAAUUAUGCAAAUACCGGACUAGUAAUUACGACAGUUGUUGGCAUGGCAUUGGUACAUGCUAUUGUAGGGUAUGGUGAAGGUCGUCAAAAGUGUGUUUGCAUGACACACACAGGACCUCCUGUCUCAGGUUAGGGCAUAUUGAGUUCCAUUCACCUGGUACUUGUGAUAUCUGCUCUAGAGUUUCACUUAAGGCUCUUGCCGCGCGUGCGCAUUCAGCCGACGGGGCGGAACGGAGGAGGAUCGGAGGAGGAGAGCUCCCCGCCCAGCGCUGGAAAACGGUACGUUUUUACCACUUUCCCCCUUCCAGAGCCGGACAGGAGGGAGUCCCUGAGGGUGGGGGCACCCUCAGGGCACUAUAGUGCCAGGAAAACGAGUAUGUUUUCCUGGCACUAUAGUGGUCCUUUAAAUCUUGUUGCAGUGUGGAACAGCAGAGCAGGAACAACAAUGUUUGGACCUGCAAUGAGGUCUUUGUCAAGCACAUUUUUAACAUUGUUAAAAUUUGGGUUCUAGCCUUGGUUAUCACUCCAAUUAAUGCCCCUGAGGGGAACUGAAAUGUUCUGAUAGAGAUAUCCCCUUUCCUUCACCCCAACAAAAUUAUUAAAGUGUAGGUAAGUAAAUAAUGGGCGUGGACACAACUAAUAAUCCAUAAUGCUUUAAGGGUACCCAGAUUCGCCCAUCCUCAGUUCCCAACCAUACUGUCUUUGUGCCAAUCAAUGCCAUCCAAAUAUGUUUUUUUUUUUAUUGCUAAUGCAGAAAUGAAACUAAGAUAUUAGCAACAGCUAAUCAGGGUGCACGAUCAUGGGUACCUUAAGGAUCCUGAUUUCUAUCAAAUCAUGUUUAAGUGGUUCCAUUACAUUAGCACUUGGUGGUUAUGGUGCUUAGACUUCUCCUUAGGGCUACGCAAUUCACUAAAGCCCGCUGUAAUGUUAAAAAUGUGAAUUGUACCCGGGCUCCAUUUCCCAGUAAUUGGGCAAGCCAUUUUGUAAUGGUUUGUCCUCUUAUCUGGGUCCCCACCAUUACCUGGGUCUUUCUAUUCUAAUGAUGCUCAUUCAGCUUCUGCAGCUUUGCACAAGGUGGAUGAUGAGUCUGUCUCCUUUCAUUAGCUGAGAAUGUUAGGUGACUGCUCUCAACCAAUGAAUGCAAUUGUGUGUAUAGAAACGUGCACAUAAUUGAUAUUACCAGCCCGGAACUCUUGUGGGCUGAUGGCUCCCCAAUGACAGCGCCCAAAGUGGAGCUCUGAGGUUAAACUCUGUAUGUGCAGCGUCUCAGAGUGAAACACUGUACAUACAGAAUCUAGGCACUAUUAUCACUUCAAAUCACUGAAGUUGCCAUGUUGCUUGGAGUAUUCACACUGUAUCAAAGCUGGACUGCUUAUUAAAAGACCUUAAUAAGUGAAGCAUUGUGUUAAGGUGUGCAACCAGGAGUUUUUAAAUCCUUUGAGUGCUACCAUUUUGGCUACAAUUUCCUUUUACCCAUGAGCUGUGGUAUUUCAUGGGUUAAAAUUGUUGUCCUUUUUGGUGUGAAAUGUUUCUUGUUUUCCUCCUACACAAGGUAGAGGCUAGCUGUGAGUCAUGCAAUAGAGAAAAAAAUUGCAGAUAUGUGUGUGAAUUAUUGCCAAAGGCGUGCAUUUUUAACAUCCUGGGAUCCUGAAGAUUUGUUGUGCUUGGCAACAGGAAAACAUAUUUGCUGAUUAUUUAGGGGGAAUAUAGGCAGAGUAAAAUACUAGGGCGUUUUUCUGUAAUAAUUAUGAAUACAACCUCAUUUCAAUCUCAUCAUAAAUUAAAUGUUAACUGAACGAAACUGCGCAAAUUUACGAAAUUACCACAAACAUCUUUGUGUGGGUGGGUUACGAAAUGCAGAAUAUAGUUCAAGUAGAAUAGUGUUGAAAUUUAAUACUGCAUUUAAAUUUGGGCCAAGAGAAAUUGAAUGCAGCUGUACCAAAUCUCUUUCCUAAAUGGGGUGUAUUUCACGGAAUUGAUUGCAAAUAAAUGCAAAGACAAAACGUAAGAGUAGGUUAUACCUGUAAAUAUAAAAAUACGGCUUACUACAUGCUUCCUAUUGCUCUGAAUCAGCUAUCAACACUGAAAAUACAUAUAUAAAUAGAUAUCAUACAUGUAUAAAUAAAAGUAAUAGUGUAGCAAAUUAUUGAACUUUUGAAAGCCCACAUUGUAUUGACAAAGUCUUUUAUGAAAUACGUCAGUGGCAUGUAGUUGCAAAAUGCAGCCACAACAAUUUUGAUUUAAAAAAAAAUGCAUUGUGUAACAAUACUACGUGAUGAACAUGUUUGCACCUACUUUAGGCAGUGUGUGAAUUUGAAACAUUUGUUCAGAUUUUGGAUUGCAUAGAAUAUUUCACUGGUUUUAAUAAAUGUUAAAAAAAAAAAAAAAAAAAGACCUAUUGGAAACUAUUGGGUUUUAACCCUAAAUCAAGACUCAAACCUGAAUUUUGCUGCAAAAUAAUGUUGAAUAUCAACUGUAAAAUCUGAAUUUUAUGAAUGCUUUAUGCAUUGUAUCCACAUCUAAACACCGGUAUACCGUGCGUGGAUAGUUGCUGUAGCAAUUCAUGAGUUUCAUAUUUUUAAAAUAAAAUUUUAUGGAAUAUUUGCUAAUGUUUUCACCCUUACCAAAAUUUUGACUUAAUCAACCUCAUCUUCAUCCCAAUUGCUUUUUAAAAGUCUAGACAUUUGCUAACAAAUUCUAAACGUGUUAUUUAAUCUUCCUUUUCAUUACAGAAUACCCAAUGCUUAGCAGUGAUCAAGACCGUAUCCAGUUAUGCAAAUUUUGUGAACCAAGACCGACAACUUGUACUGGUGAUUUUAUCUGUCCAAGUGACUGCAGUGUAACAUCUAUCUGUAAUGGAACAGAAGUAUGUGUAGCAGUCUGGUAUGUUUAUUUAAUUUUAUAUAUUCAAUAUUUAAAUAUUACCACUUGGUUACAUUACUCUAAGGGUAAGGCCUUAAGCCUAGCAGAUGCUGUGAAACCUUAGGCCUGGAGGGUAAAGAAAUGCAAGUGAAAGAUAUGGGAAUAUGUACAAGUCAGACAUGGGUGAAAGACCUAUGUGGGAGGGAGAAAUGGCAAAGUUUUAUGUUGGAGGAGUUAGACAUAGACACAAGUGGGCAAUUGGAGCUAGGACACUAGGGAGUGGUUGGAGUAGAGACAUUAGGGUAACAUUGUAAAGGCAUUGGUGGAAGGGGUGGAAGUGACAUAAUUGGGGAUAGAUGAGGAUGGAUAUCGCAGUGAUAGAAACUGGGACAGACACUGAAGCAGAGAGAAUGGGAACUAAACCCAGACUUCAUUCACUUAUACUCUACAUACAUUUCUCCCAGAAUUUACCUUUAAUACAAACAGGCACAUGCAUUAGCACACACCAACCGUGGCACAAAAUAUAUUUUUAAUACCCUACACACAAAUACACCUAUACAUUAACACGAACACCCCCCAAAAAACACAUUUCCAAAUUCAGAGACCUCUAAACAAAUAUACAUAGACGCUACAUGUGACAAAAGAGACUUUAAUGUGUCACUUGGCACAAGAUGCAGAGCCCGCCCCCCAUGCUGAGAUACCUUCCUGCCAGUUGCUGUUUGAAAAUAAAGAUUGUUGCUGUUUGUACCAAGAAAGAAGCUGGUUGUCUCUUUCCUUGCUGUAACUAUCCAAGAUCUGCUUUAAUGUGAAUGCUGGUGGAUAAAGGGACUCCAAGCCCAGGUCAUAGCACUUAGUAUAGUGAUCAGCUGUGCAAGUUAGUGGAAGUACCCACGCGCGAUAUUAGUCGUAUCAUCACAAACUUACACAUACAUAUUUUUUUUUGCAUUUACAUACAGUGACAUCACAUACAAAACAUCUCAACCAAAACUAGCACAGAAAUCACAGGAGUCCUAAAUAAACUUGCUCACUACAUGAGCACAGGCUUUAGUUAUACCUACCCAAAGCAGAUGGAGAAAGACAUACACUUGCAUCAGGUUACUAGUAUCGUGGCUGUUUAAGAACAUUGUGGAAUUCAGUAACAGAUUCUGGAAAAAUCGUGUAGGAAAAAGUUGCCCAACUGUGGACCAACAGCUGUUUUUUACAUACAACAUCAGGCAGGCAAUACUUUGAAUUAUAGUUCCACAGGAGGGGACAUGUUAAACAUUCUUGUUGUAAAGAGAUAACACUGUUAGAUUGACCCAUACAUCCGGUAACAUUGUGUUCUUCUUUGGACUACAGGAGAAGGACCACUAAGACCAUUACAAUGGAAGUUAUGUGUCAUGAUCCAGAAGUAGAACUGUACGACCACAAGUUGGGUGACUCUGUAUCAGAUAAAUGUGUCAUGCAAAACAAGCAAUCACAGAGAGAAAGUCUAUACAUGUGCUCCUGUAAAGGGGAGGAGUGCAAUGACUUACUUUACUUUGAAAGUAUGAAAGGUAAGAUACAACGAUUUGAAAAUGUGAACAUCUCUGUGUGUUUGUGUGUUUUAACAUGUUUGUUUUCUAAAAUAAAUAUUUCAAUUCUUUUUGAUUUGUUUGUUAAUGUUACGUUUUGACAUGUUUCAGCCUUUUUUGCACACCUAGAUUCACACUUCAUGUCUUCAUUCUAGUUCUUAAUUACAGUUUAUUUUUAAGAGAGAUGCUAGACACCGCAAUCACGAAAGUUCACUGUAGUUCUUAUAAUGCAAGUAAAAUGUCCUUCUAAACAUACCUAUGAAAACUAUACUGUUUUCAUCUCUAUCUUGUUAAUCAGUGGUGCUUAGACUCCCCCCACUUCCUGCUGACAUCAUACGGGGAAGCACUGCUUCCUAAUUGAGAUGUCCAAGUAUUUGUAUGGUGUACACAUGCACAAAGCACCCUUACAUGCCUAGCUCUGGUUGCUGUGCCACUUCACAGGUACAUUUUCAGGAACAACUUAUCAGCACCAAAUUCAGUUAGUUGUAAUAAUUAUGGCCCUUGGACUGUCUCUUUAAAAGUAUACUUUAAGGAGGUGACCAUUUUUUUAAACAUAUUUAGCCAGAAUUUACAAUAGCAACAUUGCCCUGGUAAUAUAUGAUCUGGUUGUGCAUACAUUUGUACAAUGCUGCAGCUGUCUUAUGUGGGACCUACUAACUAUAAACUAAUCAAAGUAACGUAACAGGUGGUAUAUUUUCCAUUGUAUACCACCAGAAAGUUGUUUUUGCUUUUUAUAGAAUGAUACAUUUUUAGAGUUCACAUAUAGAUUAAAGUCUAUAAAAUACAUUUUAUCGUGUACAUAUAAUGUCAUAUUUCUCCUAAUAUGCAAAUGACCACAUUCGAAAAGAGCUUGGGACAAUGCUAAUUCAAUAAGAACCUGCCCUAAAGCUUAACUUCCAAUUCAUGUUUAGCUACCCAUCAUAAUGUAAUUAUUGGUUAAAGAACCUAGGUACUGUAUAAAUGGUGUUGUAUGACUAUAAUUCCAUGUGUUUAUUCAAUGAGCAUAGCAUAUUGUUGCCAUUGAGGGUCAGGCGGUUUUCGAUGGUUAAUAUGAAAGGAAAAUGUCAACAUUAUGCCAGCGACAGAGAAGGGAUUGGCUUGCCAAUGCGUCACAAGAGCAUUGAAUUCUUAAAACUGCUCACAGUAAAUGGGGUUUGGGGAGGCGAUGAGACUUUUUGAAGCAUAUCCCCAACCAGAAGAGCAUGCAGAGUGCUUAAAGGGACACUAUAGUCACCAGAACAACUACAGCUUAAUGUAUUUGUUUUGGUGAGUAUAAAUAUUCCAUUCAGGCAUUUUCAUGUAAACACUGCCUUUACAGAGGGACACCUCCAGUGGGCACUCCUCAGAUGGCUGCUAGAGGUUCUUUCUGAGGCAGUGUUGCAAAGUAGGCAGCACUGCUGUUCAGCAUCCCCACGCUCUGCAUGGACACGCUGAAUUUUCCUCAUAGAGAUGCAUUCAUUCAAUGCUUCUCUAUGAGGAGUUGCUGAUUGGCCAAAAUGAUGUUUGGCCCCACCCACAUCCUGCCUCCUUGCCAAUUUCAGCCAAUUUAAUGCUUUCCUUAUUGUGAUGAUGUCACCAAGGCGGCAGAUCAGGGGUCUGGGCCAGCACCAGUGCAGGGCUGGAAAUAACUCCUUCUUAUGGGUCUAAGGGGGUGGGGCAAGCCACCUAAAUGGUGGUUUUAACACUAUAGUGUCAGGGGAACAUGUCUGUGUGUCUGACCCUAUAGUGUUUCUUUAACGAUAACUCCUAUAAAACAAAACAGUUUAACGACAUUAAUGCCUAUUUGAUAUUGUUUACAUUUCAAGAUAUAAAAAAAAAACAUGUUUUCAGUCUGUUUGCCUACCGUAACACAUAUUUACAGUUGUAUUUUGAAAGAUGUAUCGAAUACAACAGUGAAUGUUCCUGUGACACUCUUGUCACUUGUGUCUAUAAUGCUCUCUUACAUCUAACAGGAAAUAUGAGCCCAGUCUCAAAUGUCAUCAGCGAUACUACUGUAACAUACACCUCAUUAGUAUACAUUUAAAAACGUGCUGACAUUUUAUUUCCCUGGGUUUAUGGUUUGUGAGCAGCUGAGUACAUCAUCAAACUGCAGCUUCUGGCGCUCUGCGAAAAAAUAUGUCCUUUCCCAGAUUAUUUUAAUAUUCCCUGGUGGAACUACUAAAUCCCUAAGCAUAUGCAAUAUCAAAACUCUGCGUGUUAACUAUAAAAUAAUUUAUGUAUCCAUGCAGUAUUUGUAAAAGUAAUAUAACUGUAAAUAAUGUAUGUAUCCAUGCAGUAUAUCUAAAAGUGAGAUAAUUAUAAAAUGAUAUAUGUAUUGAUGCAGUAUUUGUCAAACAUGAAUAACACUGAUAGGGUUAUUUACUAAUGUGAGUGUUCAAAUUGAAUAUCAAAUUUAAGGCUAGUAUUGGAGCUAAAAGCAUAGCUGACUUGGGUAAUAUUUAAACUCGGCUAUUGAUCUAACUUCACGACAAGUCACUGUUUAAUGAUCAGACACCCUUGAUUGUAGUUCCACAACUUUAACUAUGUUCCGUUAACCAGAUCAUGAGCACAUGUGAUGAUACCUGUAACAGAAUCUCUAUCUGAUAGUAUCACUGUCUUAGUAGUUCUCCUCUCUUUCCAUUGGUAUGCUCAACAUCUGAAAAUGUUAACCUAGACAAUUUGCAUGGUUGUAUAUAGUUGCAUAUAUAUAGCAAUGAAAAUACAGGCAGUGUGUUAAGUUUUAUAUAAUUGUUUUCUACUAAAAUCCUUGGUGUAAAUUUACACUAUAGGCACCCAGAUCACUUCAUCUCAGUGAAGUCGUCUGGGUGCAGUGACUCUGUCCCCUUAGCGCUGCUAUAUAAAACAUUGCAGUUUCAGUGAAAAUGCAAUGUUUACAUUGCAGGGUUAUGACUGCCUCUAGUGGCGGUCUCUCAGCCACUAGACUUGCUUCCUGUAUAGAGUUUAACUCUAUGAAACGACGCCGGAUAUUGGUAUUAGGAAUGUCCAGAAUCUUCUAAAUCGCAAUUGAGUCAAUGCUUUCCUAUGGUGAAGGCCUCAUGUAUGUGCGGCUCUCAUUGCACAUGUGCAUUAAGUUCACCCCCAUCAAUUGACAUCGGAGGAGCAGAAUCCCAAACCAACCCACAAGAACCUUUGAGCUGGAAUCAGAUAAGUGUUUAAAGGGUUAUUUAACCCUUUCAUGGCAGAGGGGAGCGUGGAGGCAGAGGGAUACUCUAGUGUUAGUAAUACAACUUUAUAUUCCUAAAACGAUAGUGAUCAUUUCUGGUGUCUCCAUUAGGCACUGUGUGUCCUGUUGGGUUCUUUCAGGCACUCCAGUAGCAGAGUGUUAGGACCUGUUUUCUGGCUGCACUAUUUCCUUGAACAGGGGACCUGUAUGCAAACAGGAGGACCUGUGAGCCACAGGUGCAUUUGUAAAGUCAUUAUUUGGAGGAAGCAGAGGAAGAGUGGUGGAUACCUUGGAAGACAGAAAGGGCAGAGGGAAUAAUUCCUGCCUGGAAGAACUGGUGGUUCUUGGGGCCCCUGAAGAAGUGAUAGACAGUGUAGCAGGAUAGGUCUACUUUGUCCUGUUACAGUGCCUCAGCAGUGUGUCAGGCUCUGGGGUGGGUUAAAAGAUAUCCUUAAUAGGUGAACAGGACUUAGGUGGCCUGGGUUUCUUUCUAAAAUAUUGACAAGUAUACCACAACAUUUUAUUUUAAGCUGAUGUUUUUAAUUUUUUUAAUAUUCCAUCAUCUUUUUUUUUUUUAGAGAAUCCAGUUUCGUUCAACAAUGUAAAUGUGCCUUCGCUCCAAAACGGUAAGAUUCUUUGAAAUUCAUACGUGUUUCAUUUUUAUCACACGUUAUAUCAACAUGUGAGCUAUUUAUCUUGCACAAGUCAAUAAUUCACCAUACUUACCAAUAGUAUGGCAAAAAAAAAACAUGUGCAUCAUUAACCAGAGAUACUUUGUGAAUGGUCAUUGAAGAGGCUGUUGCAAUUUAUAGUUAGCUGCCCAUAGAAGAACACAAUAGCAGCAUUCUGUGCUUUACGUAAGUACAUCUCUAGUUGCCCGGCUAGCAUAACCUCCUGCCAAUCUGGCACACUCAUUUUUCCCUACCUAUGUUAUCAGUGAUGUGUCUCUGGCAUGCACCCUCUCCAAACUCACCCUUUCCUGGUUCGAUAUCUCCUAAUGUUUGUAAGUAGAGACAUACCUGUUCAUUGUAAUGGUUCAGCGUUUAGAAUUUUUAAAUCUAGUUGCUCUCUAGUACCUUUGCUGUUUUGUUUGUUAUAAUUAAAAGUACACUAUUAUGCAAACUAAAACUUGUUCAAUCAUCAUUACAUUAUGUCAUUUUCUUUUCCAGAGAAUCAUGUUUCUCUGAGCAGCACUACCGCUAUACCUACACACCAAAAAGGUAAGAUCAUAUAAAUUACAUGGGAAAGCUAAAUAUGUAUGCCAACCCCAGUGUAAUAAAGGUGUUAGAUGUCCAUUAUAAACAAUACUAGAUAUGUGUGUAAUUAUUAGUAAGAUUCAAUGCCUAGUACAAUAUAUACAACCUACAUAAUACUAAUGUUAGAAAUAAAUAACAAUCUUUGCUAUACGUAGCAAUAUGCAAUAAAACACACAGGUGAAAUGCUAAUAUCAAGCAGUAAGUGUAGCACGUAACAAAAAUAAGCAGCAGAAAAAGUUGUCACUUAAAGGAACGCUAUAGGGUCAGGAACAUAAACAUGUGUUCCUGACCCUAUAGUGUUAAAACUACCAUUUAACCCCCCCCUGGCCUCCCUUGCCACCCUAAAUAUAGUAAAAUCUUACUUGUAUUCAUAUCUCCAGCUGCUGCCUCUGCCCCUGAUGUGCCUGCUUCUCCAUAGGAUUGACUGAGACUGUCAAGGAGGCAGAUCAGGGGUAGAGCCAACACAAGUCAAACACAGCUCUGGCCAAUCGGCAUCUUCUCAUAGAGAUGCAUUGAAUCAAUGCAUCUCUAUGAGGAAAGUUCAUUGUCUGCAUGCAGAGGGUGGAGACCCUGAAUGGCAGUGCUGCACAGUGUGCAUCACUGCCCCAGGAAGUACCUCUAGCAGCCAUCCGAGGAGUGAUGGCUGUGGAGUUAUUCAUAGGCUGUAAUGAACAGUGUUUACUGCAAAAAGCCUGAAGGGAAUGAUUCUUCUCAACAGAACAAAUGCAAUAAGCUGUAGUUGUUCUGGUGACUAUAGUGUCCCUUUAAUAUAAAUAAUGAUUGGAGCUGAUAUAGCAAGCUGGUGGUAACAUGUCAAAGAUUAGAUUGUCAUUCUCUGAAAGAUGUGCAAUAAACAUGCAAAUGAAACACACAAUUCUUAAAACACCACACAAGGACUGGAUUAACAUUGUCACACACAGCAUUUUUAUAUUACCUGCUUGAGGGAUAGAGCAGUAAAGAAACCCACAUUUUUUCAUCAGAAUUCUGAAUAAGGACUUUUGAAACAGAUGAGAUUUGCAUUAUAUCCUGAAUAUACACUGAAUAUAUACAAUGUACAGUACAAUAUAUACAAUGAAUGACAAAUGUGUCAGACUGCAACAGGUUUUCUUUCAAAAAAACUUUUAAUUGAAAUAAAUUAGAAUUGGAAGAAUACAGAUCUUAUUGCAUUAUUUAUGGUGGUUUGCACAGAUUCUAUGUAAUAAGUAUAAAGAUAUACUCUCUACAAAAAUCAGAUGUUUCUUUCUUUUUCUAGCAAGAUGUAAACCUGUUAUUUAUCAUUCUCUUUUAACAGAAUACCAAAAGUCAUUGACCGAAAAAAUUACUGAACGAUUCUGCAGGAUCUGUGAACCAAGGCCUACCAACUGUGCUGGUUCUGGGUUGUGUAGAAGCAACUGUGACAAUUCUAAUUUCUGUGAAAAAUUUGAAGUGUGUGUAGCAGUCUGGUAAGUAUAUUACGCAUUUAGUUGUUUACUUAUUUUGAGACGUAUAAUAUGGGAGUAUGUUUAUUUAAGUAACCAAACUUAUUUAAGAACAAUGAAAAUAACGUAGCUGUACUGCUUACAUUCUAAUUGGGAAGUAGGAAGUGUAUGUUGCUUGUACCUUAUUGUCAAUUAUAAAAAUUACUUAGGCCCAGUUGGGACACGGUAAAGCACCAUCGAAAUUAGGUUGUUAAUAACAAUUUAUGCAACUAAAGUGUAAUUUAGAACAAGAACAAUGUAUCUUUUUUUUUACAUUUAUUGUAGUUUAAAAACAUAUAACUGUGCAUAUUAAUGCUGUGGAGCUCUGUUAUACACUCAGACAAAUCAACGCUAGGGGGCUCCUAGAAAAGAGGAACAUUAGGACAGAAAAGAGGGACAGAGAGAUAUGGGUCCAAAAUAGAGAUUCUUAGGAUGUAUGAAAUAUGUCAUGUACGAGGGUGAAACACAGCUUUUGCUCUUUCAUUAGAUCACCAGUAAGUGGCCCUCUGGACAGCCAUCUUGUAAUUUAUUACUAACCUUUGUAUGAGUUAUGUUGAGCAGGAGUGUCCAACUUCCAUCUGUUUUGGAAAACAACACGUGACAGAGAACUGUGGAAAUUGUGGUCUGACAGCAGCAUAAGGCCAUGAUUGAUCUUUUUAUCCACAUAUGACCAGUUAAUAAUGUCAUGUGAUUGCUUUAUUUGCAGGAGAAAUUCCACUGAAAAAAGUACAGUAGAAGUCAUGUGUCAUAAUCCAAAAGCAGAGCUGUAUGGCCACAGGUUGGACAACUCGAUAUCCGAGAGAUGUCAAAUGCAAAAGAAGGAAUCAGUGGGAGAAAGUCUAUACAUGUGCUCCUGUAAGGGCUUACUGUGCAAUGACGAUCUUCUCUUCAGAGGAGCCGUAGGUAAGAUAAUAUUAUGGCUUAAAUUGUUUCUAGGUGAGUGAAUCUUCCUUCAGUGCCUGUGUGUGUGUCUGAGUGUUUCAAAAUAUUCUUUUUAAAAACAGUGUCUAUUUAGAUGUUUAUUUUUGUCAGAGUAAUGCUUAUCUCCUGCAAGUCUGCAUGGAUAUUGUGAUCCUCUUAUUAUAAAGGCAUUACACAUUUCCAAUCCUCCUACAAUCUGUACUUCCAAUAUUUGUUUAUUGUUUUGAUCCCUAAAAUGUGUGCCAAAUGAAAUUAGAUGUUGGUUUUACAUUGAUGCAUGCAAGGUGCAUCCUAACCACAAUUUCUUUACACCAAGACGCCUGAUGAGAAUAUGAAGUAGCUUUGUUAUACCAGUGACAAAAUAUCUGGUUUAAACUAAUCUAGUCAAAUAGGUAAUAUGUUUUCUCUCUCAAACAAUAGAUAGAUCAGUUCUAGGCAGAAGUCCACAAAUAGUCCAGUCUUUGAUUAAUCCAUAGCAUACUGUCAUAGUACCACAGGGCUUUACCUAACCUGCAAAGUAGAAAUCGCCAUAGAUUAGUGACACUUUUUCCUCUUUACUUGAAUAUACAUGUAUGUUUAUUUAAAUGAAGUUAAUGUCUGCAUUAAAGGGACACUCUAAACACCAUAACUACUUAUUUUAAAAGAAGUGGUUAUUGUGGCUUGAAUCCCUUGGUGACAUCCCAUUGAAUCCAAACACUACUCCACGCACUAUAACCACAUCAAUGAGAUGAAGGGAUUAUGAUGUCUAGACAUUUACUCCCUUUAAAUCUACAUGCACGCAUAAUCAAGUAAUGAUGAGAAAGUAUGAAGAAUUCCCACUAAUCUAGGUAAUUAUAUACAUUUAUUAAUGUGGAUUAUCUAUAUAUCAUAAGGCAUAAUAUAGAUAGCAGCACAGAAAUGUUUGUAUUUCCUUAAUAGUCACAAAUGCUAUGCAGAAUGUGUACACAUUUCAACACAUUGUCGCUGUAGUUUUUAAUUAAUUAAUUAAUUAAUUAAUUGAUUGAUUGAUUUAUUUUAGUUUUCUCAUUGAAAGUCCAUGCAGACAUGAGCAGAUACACAGUAUGUAACAUACACAUCAACAAUGUUCCGUGUGUCUGUGUUAAGUACACUUAUUUAUAAUUAAUAAUAUAGUAGUAUUGUUGCACAAAUUAGAUGAAAACAUAACCUAUAUAAUAACGUCAUAUAAAAUAGAAAGAAUUAACUAUUAACAUGUUCUAAGUAUGGGGAGAUGCAUGAUGUACUUAGUCAUUCCGUCAUUCAACAAUGGUUAACCUCUCUAAGUUUCCGCAACUGGUGUUGAAUAUGAGAAGAAUGUUGAGCACUCUUUCCACAUUUUUGUGGGUUCCUUUAGCACGUGUCUGCUAUUUUAAAAAAUAGCUUUAAGUUGAAGCACGGGCUAGUCUAAAGAGCCAAAUGGCCAGCCAUAGAAAGCUUUUUAUAGGUGUCAAAUCUUGACAGUGUUUUCUUUUUCUUUUUAGAAUCUGCAGUCAGUAUAGUUUGCUGUUUCUUCACAUUCGACUUUAGUUCUAAAACCACAAUGGUCCAAAUAGGAUAGAAUUUAAAGCAAUGUGAACCAUUCUAAAACAGUUCGACUUCUUACUCUGGGAGGAUGUCAUGGCACUUCUGGUACCAUAACCACUAUAGCAAACUCCUGUAAUUCCCAUUGUGAAAACUAAAACCAGUAUCAUGGAUUUGGUGAUAUAAUAAUGACUUAAAUUGUGAACACAUUGCAUUGACCCAUAUUUUAGUUUUUGAAACACAUUGAAUUUUAUUUUGCCUCUCUUUAAACUGAAAAUGGUUUUAAUCUCAAAAUAGGUGGCUUCCUGUCUCCAAAUACAUGUCUGAAAAUGUAUUUCUAAUAUUUCCUUGUUUGAGUAAAACACUAUUGAUUUAUAGAGGUAACCCCUUGAUAAUAUUUUCAGAAUGUCACACAUAAAUCUUGAUAAACAUCAGUAAUUAAGAAAUAAAAAUAAUCUGUCAUAAGUAUUCAAUGUUCACUGGAGGUAAAAUAUUUCAAUGUAAACUUUAGUUUUUAAGCAUCGAUUUCCCUUUUGACUUAAUAUACGCUAGUAUGACCUAAUGCUAAUUCCUUGGAAAUGGCCUGGUUUAAUUAGGGCGCUACUGUUUUUUUUAUGAAAUAUAGAAUUUAGAAUUUCUUCAGUUCUGCCACUCUUCAUAAAAUUUGAAAUUAGGUUUGAAUUGUUAACAAUUCACACUUUGGUUAAUAACCACUAUACUUUUGUUCUAGAAAGCUUUGUCACUAUAAAUAAAGAUAUAACUUUUUCAAAGUAAAAAAAAAAAACAAGAACAUACUAAAAUAAGCUGGUUAAUUUGCAUUGUGCCUGAUGAAUUCAUGCGUGUCUUUAUUUUGAGUAAUGACCUUUUGAGCAAAGCUCUAAUAGUUGGUCAGCCAGACUACUACCUACUUGUCCCCUUAUUAAAUUGUUAUAAUUUCCUUAUGUGUGAUCUAUCUGGACAAGUACGUUGCAUGACAUCUCUUAGAGUAACUUAACUACUCACGUAAAUCCCCAGUCAACAACGGCUCCCUUUUUGCCUGAUGGAGCACCUUUUCAGAUGAACCUUUCCACACUCGUGAUUUGCAUUUCAUCACUGGCACAUGUGCACUCCACCCCUACCCCUGUACAUAAUUUGGGUAAUACCAAUCUGUAAGCACAUAUCUAUUCAAGAGAAAUUGUGUAGUGCGUAAAACACACUUUCUAUUGCAGAAAAAGAAAAUAAUGUUGCUUAUCUACGAUUGCCUGUUUAUUUAGUGCUGUUUAGAUUUUGGUCAUUUUUACCUGUAAUAUUCUCUUUUAUUUCAGAUGAUCCGAAUUCUCUAAGCAACAAUAUAGUUGUGCAAAAUACCAAUAAAGGUAGGCUUCUAUGAAAUGAUUGAUGUAUCCCUUUUUCUAUCCAGACCUAUGAAUGGGUGGUAUGGUGUUGAUGAUAGCAUGAGGUCCCUAGAACCCCUUACUUAGAAGAGGAUAGUGUAACCGAUUUCUGGAUACAUGUUCAGCAUGUGUGCUAGAUAAAAAAAAAUGACCUAGACAUUUUUACACAUUGCCUUAUACUUUUUUUUUUUUUAAUAAAAGGCAAAAGCCAAUUGCAUCUUACUUAUUAUGUGUGGUUUAUGGGGGAAAUAAAUUAUAUAUUUAAAAUGAUAUAUACAUAAUUAUUUAAUUAUAAUGAUAUAAUAAUAUAUAAAUAUUUUUUAAUGGAAAUCGGUGACAGGUUAAUUUCUGCUGAUUGCGGAGCAGUGUACAGUAAAAAGAACAAAAUCAUAAUGCUGCAAAUUCAGACAAAGAAUUGCUUUACAAAUACUGCCAACAUUAGAAAGUUUUGGAGAAUGCCAUUAAACAUUUCAGACUUGCUGUCUACGGGAAUAGGUAUGACAUUAUUUACGUUUAUUGAUCCCUGCUAAGAUGCUACCAUUUUAAAAUUGCCUUUUUUUUUUUUUUUAAGACAAUCUUUAUGAGUCCAAGGAUGAUGGAACAGUUAUUCUUAACAGACAGUGCUAUUUAUGUAUUGUUAAUGUUACAACAAAAUGUGAUACAACACAAGACCUCUGUGAGAAUGAUUGCACAAUUGUCACAACUUGUGAAUCCGCAAAAGAAGUUUGCGUAGCUGUCUGGUAAGUUGGUUUAUUUCUGUAUAAGGCAGUUUGAUAGCUUGAUCGGUGGUCCUAGGUUGUGUGCUUAUAAUAUUGCAGUGCUGCUAAAUUCCUAGUUAACAAUGCAUUUGUGUUUUAUUCAAUUGUCUCCUUGAGACCUCUUUGAAAUCAGUAGGGAUUUGGCUAAUCAGAUAAAGAAAGGAAAGUGGGGAUAGUUUUACCAUAUCAGUUGGAAUAAUUGACAAGGAUGAGUAAAAUGUCACCUUUCUAAUCUUAGUUAUUCUUCCAAUCACCCCAGUAAUAUUCAAAAUCAGACUUGCUGGGUCAGGUAUUCUCUUUCAUAAUGAGCUACAACUGCAUGUCCUCUCAGUAUUCCCUCCCUGGUGAAAUUAUUAUUAUUAGUAUCUAUAUAGUGCCAAUAUGUUCCACAACACUUUACAAUUAUAGAAAAGUGAUAUUUAGAGAUGAUGAAGGCCUUGCUGAAGCGAGCUUACAAUCUAUGAAGGAGGCAGAUGUGCAUAAGAAGACUCACUGGUAAGGUGGUCUGAAUGUAAGGCAGUGAUGUUCAGGACUGGCAUUAGAAAUUUUGGGAUCCUUACACAGUUCAAAGCCUGGACUCCCAGGGCCCACGCCAAAUCCACCCUCCAUUCCACCACCUUCUCGCAGGUACUUAGAGCUGCGAUCAGUGCCAUCCCUGUCCCGCCUGCCGGCAUGUAUUGAGUGUGGGUAUACGGGAUGUAGCGAGUAUAUAGGGCUGUGUAUAAAGGCUGUUGUGUGUACUUGUAUAUUAAUGCAAGUAUGAUAUACUAAAGAGACACUAUAGUCACCAGGAUCACUACAGAUUAAUGUAGUGGUUAUGGUGUCUAUAGCAAGUCCCUGCAGGCUCAGCAAUGAAAUCUGUCAUUUUAGAGAAAAGGCAGUGUUUACGUUGCUGCCUAGUAACAUCUCUAGUGGCAGUCACUCAGAUGUUGAACGCUCCCCUUAGAACUGCAUUGAUUCAAUGCAUCUCUCUAAGGAAAUGAUGAUGGGCACAGUGUGUCGUUUUGCCGCGCAUGCGCAAUAACCUCCCAAUGCUUUCCUAUGGGAAAGCAUUGGACUGGCUAAGAUCGUCAAGAUUGAUUAUUUCAGCCAUGGGGACAUGGCCAGUCGCUGCGGCAUAACAAGGUUAGUCAUUAAAAAUGGUGAUAAAUGUGCUUUCGAUGUACAUAUAUCAAUAGUUUUAUGUCAAGCAGCUGACCCUUUAUUUACUUUCCUGAUCCCAGCGCUGAGAUCCCUCGGCGCUGGGUCAAAGCUCCGCUCCCCCCCUCCAUCUUGUGACAAGCAGGGUCUAAUGUGCAUGUGCGGCAAAUGCUGCAUGCUCAUUAGUACUCCCCAUAGGAAAGCAUUGAAUCAAUGCAGAGCUUGAGGGCGUCCAGCGUCAGAUAACGGACCAAAAGUCUGUUUCGAUUCAGGAAGCGCCCCCAGUGCGGGCAGACUUAGAGCUGCAAUGUAAAUAUUGCAGUUUCUAUGGAACUCCAAUGUUUUACAUUGCAGCAUUGGUGCAAAAGGGUACACAGCACCCAGACCACUUCAAUGAGCUGAAGUGGUCUGGGUGCCUACAGUGUCCCUUUAAGUGUUAUGUAGCCUUGUCCCCAUAGGAAAUUAUUUUCUAGAAACAGUAAUACUUUUUAUACCUGUCCUGUGUUGUUUUUUUUGUUUUUGUAAUUUUCUUAUCUGUUAUCCUGAGCUAAUAUAUAUCUGGUGCCAUUGUAGUUGCUGGCAGCACUUAAAGGACCACUCUAGGCACCCAGACCACUUCAGCUUAAUGAGGUGGUCUGGGUGCCUGGUCCAGCUAGGGUUAACCCAUAUUUUCAUAAACAUAGCAGUUUCAGAGAAACUGCUAUGUUUAUGAAUGGGUUAAGCCUUCCCCUAUUUCCUCUAGCAGCUGUCUCAUUGAGAGCCACUAGAGGCGCUUGCGUGCUUCUCACUGUGAUUUUCACAGUGAGAGCACGCCAGCGUCCAUAGGAAAGCAUUAUGAAUGCUUUCCUAUGUGACCGGCUGAAUGCGCGCGCAGCUCUUGCCACACGUGCGCAUUCAGCCGCAUGGGAGGAGAAGAGGAGGAUCGGAGGAGGAGAGCUCCCCGCCCAGCGCUGGAAAAAGGUAAGUUUUUACCCCUUUCCCCCUUCCAGAGCUGGGCGGGAGGAGGACCCUGAGGGAGGGGGCACCAUCAGGGCACUAUAGUGCCAGGAAAACGAGUAUGUUUUCCUGGCACUAUAGUGGUCCUUUAAGGAGAAGCUAGAAAAACAUAUGUAGCACAUAACAUGUUUUACUGUACUUUACUGUUCUUUGCUGUAGUAUGACUUAUGCACUCCUUCUUCAGGCUUAACAUUGUUCGUUCCUCCACAACGUGCAAUUGACUGUGAGAUACUGAUAGCGUGAUAAUAUCACACCUGUAUGGGACGGAUCAAUAAUUGUUUUGGAGAAGGAAGUACAGAUCUGUCACUACAUUAUGCUAUACAGAGCCCUGUUUAUUACCACCAAUGAUAAAUAUUUAGAGAGGAUAGGGAAAUAGGGGACACAGAGAGAAAUGGAAUAAAGGAGAGAAUAACUGGAGGAUAGAACAAGAUGUAUAUUGGUAAGUGCGCCUUGUUUUUGUAAUGAAAUAACAAACAAAAGUUCAACAUCAAAAAAAUAAAAACAAUUAUAAGUAAAGAAAUACUGGGAAAUUAUAAUUAUCAAUACCUAUGAGAAAAAAACAUGAAAAAAGUGCUAUUUAGAGCCUACUGCAUCCGGAUAGCAGCUGUAUUUUACUUGGAUAACUUUUGCUUUUUUUUCAAAGGAGGAAGGAUGAAACUGAGACCACUACCAUGGAUGCAAUGUGCCAUGACCCUAGGAAGCCUCUGUUUGAUCACAUGUUAGAUGACUACAACAGCUCAAAGUGCCUAAUGAAAGAAAAGAAGAUGGCUGCUGGUGAGACAAUGUAUAUGUGCUCGUGCAAUGACAGCGAAUGCAACAAAAAUUUAUACUUUCGUGAAGGUAAGUUUGCUACUGCAUAAUACUACUGUGUAUAGAUAUAUAUUAGUUAAAGUGAUGAUCUUCAGCAAUUUCAACUCUGCUAUUGUGUAUACUCUUCAACUCUUAUGAGUUCUUAUUAAAGGGACACUAUAGUCACCCAGACCACUUCAGCUCAAUGAAGUGGUCUGGGCUCCAGGUCCCUCAGGUUUUAACCCUUCGGAUGCAAACAUAGCAGUUUCAGAGAAACUGCUAUGUUUACAUUGCAGGGUUAAUCCAACCUCUAGUGGCUGUCUUCCUGACAGCCGCUAGAGACGCUUCCCCGACGCUGCAUGCAAAAUUUGCAUUCAGCGUGCAGAACGUCCAUAGGAAAGCAUUGAGAAAUGCUUUCCUAUGGACUGUUUGAAUGCUCGCGCAGCUCUUGCCACGCAUUCGCAUUCUGCUCCACUCAGGAGCUGAUGUUCGUGGGGGAGGAGAGGUCAUCAGCGCUGAGGGAGCCUGGCGCUGGAUAAAGGUAAGUGGCUGAAGGGGUUAAAACGGGAGGGGGACCCUGAGGGUGGGGGGUUCCUAAGGAUGAUAUAGUGUCAGAAAAAUGAGUUUGUAUAUAGUGAUCCUUUAAACCUCUGUUUAUUUCUCUUUCUCUUAUCUCCUUAAUGCCCGCUCUCUCUGCUUUUUUUAUCCUCCUGUCCCUGCCUGUAUUUGACGUACCUAAUGCACUUUAAAGGCCCUAAGCACCAUCAUGAUGGUAAAAGAUUGUAAAACUAAUGGUGCAUUAACUCUCAGCUCUGAGAGUAGCUUAGAACUUCAAUGAUCUGUCAGUCAGGUAGCCAAAAUGCUCCGUUUCGGCUCCCUGUUAUAAAAUUUGUACUUAACUUGGAUUUAGCUCUUUCUCCUCUAAGGCUCUGCUGAUUGCCGCACACAGUCCAGUAUAUGAGAUAGUGACCUGAUCUGUGUGUAAAUUGAUAGCUGUACACUUAUCCUGUUUGAUGAGUUGAAUUGUUCUCUGGGUAUAAAUUGCUUAUAUUGUAAACCCCUAAUGGACAUGGGUUUAAUAGAUAUGCAUAGACCCCAUAGAAUGAGACACUCUUAGCUGGUGUAGUUUAUGUACAGCCUUAGUCACUGCUUUAUGAACAUUGGUAUGUGCAGCUCAUAGCUACUGUUUAGGCUUUUCUCCAGAAAGAGGAGGAGAGAGAUGUCCAUUCAAGUUGUGAAUACGGCUCACCUAUAAUCUAUGAAUUACCUUAUCCAUUAGCAGUCUUACAGUUGCAUUGAUCUUUAUAAAUCCCUGCAGUUAGACGUUCUUUUGGGAAGAGAGAAUGAGUGCACACUACAAUGAUGUAAUCUUUUUAUGGUGCUCAAAGUGAUCUUAACUUAAAAAACAAAAUAAAAACAUGAACAUUGGUAAGAGAACACUUAAAUGUCUAUUUACUUAUCCAUAAAUUUAGUCUGGAUGAUUUUUAUUUUUUUACUUUUUGCAAAUGAAAGAGAAAAAUCAAGACUAUUUGCAAGCAAAUAGCUGAAAAGACCUUGAAGGUGCAAAGGUUAACUUAUGUGGUGGUUGGCCAGCAGUAAAACAGAAAAAGAAAAGCCUAAUGAGGUCAAUAUGACUCCCAUCUAAUAAUAGGGAUGUACAAUGUCUUCUUUAAUCCCCACCCUACGAUGUCUUACACUGGUCUACAUCUAUGCCUCCAUCCAUGGCUAUUGGGUUUGUGCCUGCAAACGUUUUUUUUAACACCUAAAAAACAUUUUCUUUUAUAAUCUAAUUUUUUUUGCCUAAAAAAGGCAAAUAAAAAUCCACCAAUGCAACUAUAAAAAAAAAGAAUCAGUAAAAUAAAAUCAAAAGGAAGCCAUAGAGAGUUCUGCUUUGACUGACAAUGCGAGAAAGCCCAUGUUUUGAAUUGUCUUUUACAGAGCUCUGAUUGGUUGGCUUCCAAGGUCCUCUGAUCAGAGUGCUCUGACAUGCAAGUUUAGUUUGGUUCCAUUCUUAUGAAAUGUGCAAUCAUUUAGUGAAUCACAGCAUUCUCCUAAAUUGCCAAUGCCAUAUGUAAUGUCAAAGGUAAUCUCUGAGCGUUAACAGAACUCAACUGCAUAUCGUUGCAUUUGAGCUUCUAAUUACCCUGUAAGAGCCAUUAGUCAGAAUGAAAAUCUACAAAAUAUGUAAUUUAAGGUAAGUGCAUUUUUUUGAGUUGGAGUAGCACAUCAUUUGCAUGAAAAAAACCCUAAAAACUGUCAGUUUUUUCAACCCUCAAAGUUCACGUGGAGGAUAACUGGCUCCUCUAAAGUUUAAAAUUGUUUAAGUAUUAUAUCUUAUAUUAUAUAUAUAAUUAUAUAGUGUGAUAUAUCAUUAUUCAAACUCUUUGUAUUUAUUUGUUUUCCUUAGUGGUUAAAAAUUGGAACCCCUACGUGGCACUGAUAAGUCUUCUUCCACCAAUUGGGAUUGCUGUAGCAGUUAUUAUCACCUUUUACUGCUACCGUGUUCUAAGGAAAAACAAACACCCCAGUGAGUGGGACAAGCAUAACAAAUGCACAAAGCAUAAGGGAUGCAGUGAUGAUCAUGCUAUCAUGAUCGAUGAUGACCGUUCCGAUAUCAGCUCAACAUGUGCCAACAACCUGAAUCACAACACAGAGCUCCUACCCAUUGAACUAGAUACUUUGGUCGGAAAAGGCCGUUUUGCUGAAGUGUACAAGGCAAAACUUAAGCAAAAUACUUCUGAACAAUUUGAAACAGUCGCUGUGAAAAUUUUCCCUUAUGAAGAGUAUGGAUCCUGGAAGAUGGAGAAGGAGAUAUUUUCAGACAUAAAUCUGAAACAUGAAAAUAUUCUGCAGUUCUUAACUGCUGAAGAGAGGAAGACUGAUCUUGGGAAACAGUAUUGGCUAAUCACUGCCUUUCAUUCACAAGGCAAUCUGCAAGAUUACCUAACAAGGCACAUCAUCAGCUGGGAUGGUCUCUUAAACCUUGGAGGUUCUUUGGCUCGAGGGGUGGCACAUUUGCAUAGUGACCACACACCGUGUGGAAGACAUAAAACCCCAAUUGUUCACAGAGACUUAAAAAGCUCAAACAUUCUUGUCAAAAAUGACCUGACUUGCUGCCUGUGCGACUUUGGCUUAUCUCUUUGGUUAGAUCCUUCGCUAAGUGUAGAUGAUCUUGCUAAUAGUGGGCAGGUAAGUAAGAGUUCCCCGUUUUUUUGGAGUAGCUGUUAACUGUUCAUUACAACUCUAAUUCAGCUCUACUGAACCAUAUUUUGUUUUUAAACUCAAGACACCUUAAGUUUGAGAAUGUGUAUGAUAUUACAUUACAUGCUGAAUACAUUUUACAAAAUGCAUGAGUGUUGCAAAGUAUUUAAAAAUGUGAAGAUUUAAAUUUAAUAUAUCUAUACAUCUUUUGUAGACAUUUUGUGGUAUACAAUGUUAGAGGGAUAAUAAAAUGUCCUCGAUAAUGCAACAUGUCCAGAAAAAAUGGGUUAUAGGGAAAAUAAAUAACAUGCAGUGGAUGGAAAACCACAAUAUAAUAAAGAUAUGAUAUAUCUUCUGGUAUAAAAACUACCAAUAUUUUCUUAGGAAUUAAGGUUGUAUAAAUUCCAUCUGAAUGUGAACUAUGUGACUGUGGAAGGGCAUAAUAUGUGCAUUUUUAAUGCAUGUGCCAGUGUGGGGAAAAACAUUUUACUCUAAACCUAACUUGGUAUGUGCACGUCACUAUAUCUUACUCCUCUACAUAUGAAAACAUACAUUCUCCUGUACAGUGCAGGCAGGGAAUACAAUAAUUCACAGUUGGUUUAGACAGGCCAGAAAGACUAUGGUAAGAACAGGCGUGGUAGAAAACAGGCAUGGAACUACCAACCGUGCAGCUAGUGUAACUGUUUCAGGGCACCAAUGCUCUCACAGGCACCAUGGAGCCCUGAAAUAGUAAAUUGCAGGGCUCCAGAGAAGCUUACCAGACAUGAGGAAAAGCAUUUGAGAUGUGCAGAGCAGCAGGAUAACUGUAUCUAUGUGUGUUUGUUGUAUCUGUGUCAGUGUUUGUGGAUCUGUAAAUGUGCAUGUGUGUCAGUGUUCCUGUUCAUGUGUAUCAAUCUGUGUGUGUCAGUGUGCAUGUGUUUUUAUCUCUUAGAGUGUAUCUGUGUGUAUAUGUGUCUGUAUGCAACUGUGUGUGUCAGUGUGCAUCUGCAUGUUUCUGUGUGUGGCAAUGUGCGUUAUGUUAUAUAGCCAAUGAAUGACAGGCAGCCAUAGGCAAACCUAGAAUGUCUGGCCUUGCAUCCAUGGGUGACGUAUAUGAUGUCUGGUUCAACGCUCUCACAAGGGUGAUGAUGCCGUACAAUCCGAUCAGAUAUUCAGUGGGCCUAUAACAAGCAUAAGUGGCAAAACUAUAUUUGUUUUAGUGACUUUCCUAGUGACUUGGUAGUUGCAAAGAAUAGUGUAUGCUUUAAGAUAUAACUGAAUCCCUAGCACAAAAUGUAAGACAUAUAUAUGUAUAUGGUCCUACUGCACUCUGGCACAGCAAUCACAGGAAUUCCUCUGUUAAAGUGAACCUGCCACGACAUGUUCACUUUAAGGAAAAUUAUCUCAUAACCAUUUUAAAUUCCUCAUCCAAGAAGUACUGAACACGUUCUUCAUUAUUAUUAUUAUUAUUGCCAUUUAUAUAGCGCCAAUAAAUUCCGUAAUUAUUUGAGAGGGGGAUUUAACGAUAAAUAGGACAAUUACAAGAAAACUUACAGGAACGAUAGGUUGAAGAGGACUCUGCUCAAACGAGCUUUCAGUCUACAAAGUGAAUGAAAUCAGGUGUUAAACAUACCAGUUUUUAUGUUCUAAUGGAACAAAACUUGAUCUUCACAAACCCUGUCAUUACUCUCAACCAAAGACUUCAUAUACAUCUAUUAUUCCCUAAGUUCCAAAUCAUAUUUUACUAUUGCUGUCAAAAUCAUAAGCAGUGGUGGAACUACUGUAGAGAGGGCUCUGGUGAAAGAAGUUUUCUUGGGCCCCAUAUAGCGCAAGGGCGGCCACAAUGGUUUUCCAGCUGGGGAUCUAACAUAUGCCGAUCCUCGCAAGGUUUUAUUUGUGAGCAGUUUAAAUGUAGAAAUGUUUUUGUAUAGAGCAUGUGUGUGCAUGUAUGGAUUGUAUUUGUGUGUAGUGUUAACAUUUGAAUGCAGUUGUAUGUUUGUAUGUACUGUUACUAUUUGAAAACAGUGAUGUACUUGUGUGGCAUGUGUUUGUAUUCAGUUAUGGUAUUUUAAUGCAGGGGUGUGGUUGUAUGUAGUGUUGGCGUUUUGAAUGCUGGCAUGUAUGGACAUACACUUCUAUGCACGCUCACACACACACACACUAUAUAGACACUAACACAUACACACCCACUGCCAAAUCAUAUUACAAAUUACUAUUUAGUAGAUAUACCUUCAAUUGAAAGAUGCAUUCAUUUUAUAAUGCAUUUUUUAAUUUGAGGUUUAUAAAAAAACAAAACUUGUAAAAGCUGCAGAUUUCUUGUCUGCAGCCUUUGCAAGCCCUCACCUUCUUGCCCUGCCCAGACUUUCUGUGUCUGUCCAAUGACACAUUUCCCAAUGCAGCUCAAUGAAAAUUCUUUUUAAGACAGGUGCACUGAGCAACUACCUGCCUCAGCAGUUAAGCUCCACUGUGCUAAACAACCAGGAAGUAACAGGACCAGUCUGACAGUCAGGGACGUAGCACAGUUCAUUUAUAAAAGUGGCAAUUUCCAUUAACUGCAAUUUAUGUUAAAUGAAAAAAAACACACACUAUUCACAACAUAAAGCACUAUAGGUGUAUGGAGUUUUCCUUUAAACUAUUCUUAUGUUUGGCAGACAUGUAUUUAUGUUAUGGCAUUCUUGUAAUACAUAUGUAGACAGCUGAAGAAUGUUUGCAGCACUUUGACUUUCAUUUACAAUGUUUAAAUUCUUUGUUCUAUAGGUUGGAACAGCGAGAUAUAUGGCUCCAGAGGUCUUGGAAUCUAGAAUUAAUCUGGAGAACAUGGAAUCAUUUAAGCAAACAGAUGUGUACUCAAUGGCACUUGUGUUAUGGGAAAUAACAUCUCGCUGUACUGCCAUUGGAGGUAAUUAUAACAUUUCAGGUUUUUGCAAAAAAUAUGCACAGAAAGGGAUUUAUCAUGUCAUGCUGUCCUGUAGCCAAGUACUAAAUGUUGAGAGAUAUUCUGUAGGUUUCUAUGAUCGUUUCUUUUUUAGACGAGUAAUGAAAUACCACUAAAAGCUGAACUACAACUCACACAAACCUAAAUCGAUAUCGUCUACAGCAGCAUUUUUGGAUCAAAAAGGGAAACAAAUACAUGUUGAGAAGGAGGAGCAGAAUGGUUGGAAUUCUAAAGCAACACCAAAAAAAUAAAUACAUUUAAAAAAGCAAAGGGGAAUUAUCACCUGUAACGUGUCUUAAAGGCACACUACAGUCACCAGAACAACUAUAGUUUAAUGUAGUUGUUCUGGUGAGUAUAAUAACUCCCUUCAGGCAUUUUUAUACAAACACUGCCUUUUCAGUGUUUACAUUGCCCCUAGGGACACCUCCAAGUGGCCACUCCUUAGAUGGCCACUGGAGGGGCUUCCUGGCUCAGGGCUGCACAGUAAGCAGUCCUGCCGUUCAGUGUCUCCACGCUCUGCAUGGGGACACAGAAUUUUCCUCAUAGAGAUGCAUUGAUUCAUGGGAAAGCAUUGGAUUGGCUAAAUAUCGGCAAUUUUGAUUAUGUCAACAAGGUGGGGGGGCAGCGCCGGUGGACCCGUGGAGAGCUGGAAAUAAGGUUAGUUUUAACCCAUUGAAAGGGGGACGCAAGCCACCUAAAGGGUUGGUUUUUACUAUAGGGUCAGGAAUACAAGUUUGUGUUCCUGCCCCUAUAGUGAUCCUUUAACUUCUGUUUCAUUCAACGCUUAAUUUUCUGUUAAGUUGAUAAAACAUAAUUCAAUUCAGACAAGACAUAUCCAGGGCAAACAAAGAGAAGAAAUGUAACCAUUGUUUCAUUUCUUUUCUGCUCUGCAUUCUUUCUCUACGCUGACUGCUAAGGACAAUAUGACACUUUAGUUUAGAUGGAAGCACCUAGUUGGAGGAUGAAGAGGUUUAUUUCUACAUUUCAUUAGAUUUUUUACACUUUACAUAUCCCUAUAUAUAUUAAAUAUAUAUUGCAAACAUAAUAUUAAGCAUCCUGAGAAGUGACAGUUCCCCUUUAAAAUUUAUUUAUUUAUUGAAAUGAGUUUAUACUUUUUCUGUUUGUAUAAAUUCUGUAGCUUCUCAUGAAAAAAAUAUAGUUUAUGCUUCAACGCUGAAACAUAUGAAGUCGGUAAAUUACAAAAAUCAUUUAUAUGACAAAAUCAUUUGAAAAUGUAAAAAAAAAAAAUAUAUCACAAAAAUCACAAAAUACACAGGUAUUUCAAAGAUGCAUUAACACCCGGGGAAGAGAAUAGACAGGAACAGGAUAGACCAUAAAUCAAAGCUGAGUGUAUAUCACGCCCAGCGCUGUAUUGGGCGAGAGGCAAAAAAGGCAUUUGCCAUGCGCUGCACUUAAUCAGGGGGCGACAAAAAAUACACCCCCAAAUACCCAGGCAAAUACCUUGUUAGCCUCGGAGCAGGUGGCUAGCUGACUUCCAGGCGCACGCGCCUCAGGGCAAUGCCGGGAACGGGAAUAUGACGUCACAUUCCGGCUCCCGUAAUCACUCUGCAGUGCGCGCCUGGAACACAUCUCCAAUCUUCAAAAAUAUAACUCCAUAAAUAGGCUUUUAUGAAGAUUCAAUGUGCGCCUUGGGAUAAAAACUAAACUAAAACUUGCCCUCAAGACUUGCAUAACUUGUAUUUCAGAAGGGAUGCUUGUAACCUGCUAGUACGGAAAGCUCUUUACUGGGAUAUGGUGGGUCUGUUCUUUAUGUUGUCACCCAGAUAUUGAAUUAACAAUAAGACGGGUAACAGAGCCCUGGGCGUUGAUGCUCCUCUUUUCCUGUUGUGUAUGGGUGAUGAGUGAAAUAUGGCAACAUAUCUUUGGUCUAAAAAAAGGAAAUCAUGCCAACCAGUUCCUGAGGAAGGACAUGUUUCCUUGGUGCUUAAAUGAUGUGUAUUCUGUGUCUACUUCCUGUCAUGCACGACUGAAAAACAAAUCACACGUACCUCCUCCUGACGAAUGAACCCCAUGUAAGCAGUUACCUCUUCUUGAUAAAUUAACCCCAUGUAAGCAGUUACCUCUUCCUGAAGAAUGAACCCCGUGUUAGCACUGUUAUCUCUUCCUGAAGAUGACCCCUAUGUUAGUACUGCCCAAACAGCCCGGCCAGCAGCCCCACUGGACCCCAGGUAAAACAAAAUCCACCCAGCUCUCCCAAAGGUAGGGAGGCUGGGUGGAUUUAAAUUAAAAUAAAUAAUCUGUGAGUGUUGGGGGAAAUGUGUGUGUGUAUGUGUCUGGCUGGCUUUCAGUGUGUGUGUUUUUAUGUCUUUCAGUGUGUCUAUAUCUGUCAGUGUGUUUCUGUGAGGGAGCCUAUGGGUCUGAGAGAGCGUGUGUGUCUGUCGGUCGGGGUGCGUGUCUGUCAGUGAAUGUGUGUGUCAUUGUGUGUGUGUGUGUCAGUGUGUGCGUGUCUGUCAGUGAUUGUGUGUGUCUGUCAGAUUGUGUCAAAUCAGUGUAUGUUAGUGUAUCUGAGAGUGUGUGUCUGUCAGUCAAAGUGUGUGUUAGUCUUUAACAGGAAGAGGUGUGGCAUUGACAAGAAAGGGUGGGGCAAAUUUAAAUUAGGGGGUGCCCAAGUUCCGUCAUGCCUGGAGCAGCACAGAUCCAAAAUACACCACUGAUCACACCUACCCUGAACUCUUCCUUAGCAGCUACACAUAUGUACCUAUUUUGUGUUUUUAGGGAAACAUUUUUUUGCAUGUUUGAUGCGGCUUUGUUUUAUGUAUUGCCCACUUAAUAUUUAUUUUCUUACUAUUCGAGAGUAUAAAGCAUUUUUUUUUUUAAUGGAAUGCUAAAUCUGAAUUAUUCUGAAUUCGCUUAGUAGGCAUUUUUAUGAGUUCAUUGCCAAGUUAAGUAUACCAUCAAUAUUAAUUGAAACUAUGUCUGUCAAAGCCCUGAUGUGUAAGCGCUUAUAAGAGAUUAUAUUAUCAAAAGCAGUAAAAAUAAAAAACCUAGUAGAGUUUAAAAAUAUAAUUUAUCUAACCCUGUCACCUGCAAAAAGCAUUUGACAGUUAACCACAAUUAAUUGUAAUACACUGUUUCUUUCUGAAAUGAAAAUGUGAAGAGUUGAAAGAAAUUGAUCAUUUUGAUAUUAGAUCCUCUAGAAAUACUCCAUGUCUGUGAACAGUGGAGUAAACUGUGCAUUGAUCUGUAAAGAUAUGCUUCUUAUAGUGACUAUAUAAUUACAUUGACAACUAAUAAUGUCGUUCCAUUGUUAAUGGCAUGCUGUGAAUGUUUGUUAUGUUUGUGAAUGGCAUCCCUCAUGAAGUUUUAAAAUCAUUGAAGAAAAGUAGGAAUAAUCUAGUGGUCCAAUUAUUAACUGAACAAGUAAAAGCCUUAUUUUCCAAAGUCUUGCUCUUAGUGAGAAGGCAAUUCCUUAUGCUUACCUGAAAUCGGGUAUCUUGGCUCGAAAUCAAUAUCAAUACUGUGACAUCUGUGACUAUGUAAUCCAGAAGUCGUUUGUGUAUACCAUUAUAAUGCACAUUAUUUUAAAGGGAUUGUUUUUAAUGUACCACUCAGUAGAUCAUCCAGAGAAUAGCUGAAAAUUAAUCUGAGUUUGUACAUCUUCUCCUCCUCUACUGCUGUUCUUUAAAAUGUUAGGAAUGUCUAUAUGAGCUAGCUUGGCAUGUUAAAAAUCUCAAUAGGCUUUUAAAUUACCAUGUGUUCAAAUACUGAAGAGAGGAAUAUUGUCCUUGGUGUGGUAUACAUGAAUGGUCAAUUGUACAUUAACAUAUAUUUUUUUUUUCAAUGAUUUUCCUGUACAGAGGUAAAAGACUAUGAACCUCCAUUUGGUUCCAAAGUGAGGGAACAUCCCUGUGUUGAAAGUAUGAAGGACAAUGUAUUGAGAGACAGAGGUAGACCUGAAAUAAUCAACAACUGGCUCAAUCACCAGGUAAUUUUUCUUAUGUGUACAUUGGAAAGUUGAUCAAACUACAGGGUUGUAUUCCGUCAGCAACUGGAUUGCCUAGAUGUCAUCAAUGAGUAUAUGGAUUAUGGGAAAAUUCCGUUAAACGGGUAAUGUUGCACAAGAUGGUCUAUUUAUAGGAUAUAUGGAAUAUAUGCACAAAAAAAGAUGUAAUCUGGCUUGCACAGGACUGACAGUUUAAUAAUGAAUGUAUUAAGCUUAAUGACCAAUGAAAGUCCAUGCCCACUCCCUAUCUUGGUUCUUGCAGACACUAUGCUACUAUAGACAGUCUUGCUUAUUAACAGCAGUUAUUUAGAUUCUUGCUUAUACUAAAUGAGUAGGAAAUGCCAUGGCAGCAUCGGGUCUCAUCAGAGGAGAUAAUUGUGAUAAAGAAUAUCAUCAGUCUUUAAUGCUUUAAACCAGAAACAUAAAAUGUGACAGUUGAGAGCCAUAUACUGUUGCUCCAGUUAUGGUAACAGAUCUUCCCACAAAAUGAUACUUAGCUUACUUCAAAACAGCUGAGUAUAGUAGACUAUUUACCAUCUGAUUUCCCCUUCCUAUUUGUCUAUUUCUAUGUGUGAAUCAUAUCCCCAUGUCAGACUGUUCAUAGAGGCACUCAAUCGAUGUAAAUCCAACAACUGUUCUCUACUGCGCAAGGGAGGACCAAUGCAGAGGCAAAAUAAAAUUGCAGGAGAAACCCAAUCCCUGAACAAGUAUUAAGGAAACACAGUUAAAGGGGACAUGGAUGACUGGGAGAGGAUCAUGACUGCAGGGAACAUGAAUAGCUGAAGAAGGGGACAUGGCUACAGGGGAUGGACAUGGAUACUUACAAAGGGCCAAAAUGUGAGAAUGAUAAGUAGGGUUCUUAGUACUCCACCAUUCCCAGGUUUAACUUAGUGAGGGAACUUUACCUUAAACAGUAAAAUUAAUGCCAUUCUCUACCUAAAAUUGUUUAUUACACAAUCAAAAACUGCUCUAGGGAAAUAGUCGGUUUUUAGUUUUGGAUGUUGACUCUGCUCCUACUAGUGAAAUAUUUUCACUAUUUUAAUUCUCACUUUUAAUUCUCGUUCCAGGGCAUUCAACUUGUCUGUGAAACUAUAACAGAAUGUUGGGACCACGACCCAGAAGCUCGACUCACUGCACAGUGUGUGGCUGAGAGAUUCACAGAAAUGGAGCAACUUGACAGACUCUCGGAUAGAAGUUGCUCGGAGGAGAAGAUCCCCGAGGACUGUUUAGAAGACACAACCAAAUAAAAAUACUCUCAGGAAUUCCAUUGACUAUAUAGUGAAAAUCCUGUUUUUAUGAAUGGGUUUUUUUUUCUCUCGAAAAUCUAUGCAAUUAAACUGAUUUGAAUAUUGCAUAUAUUAUGCAUUUUAAAUGAGAAGCAUAUAGAACUAAGUUACAUUGAAAACCAGAACAGUAUAUACAUUUUCUGAAUUGUACUCUUCCAUUGCCACAAGAUGAACAUUUCGAGGCUCCUCAGGAUGACAUAUAGCCAUAAUAUUUUUGCACUUUAUCUGUAUAAACUAUACAGUGGCUUUAUGGUAGGUAAGUAUUCUGUGCGAUAAACCAAAAAGUCUUCCCGAUUAAAAAUGUAUAAUACAUAGGAAAGAGAAAUUAUGAUAAAUGAUAUAAAAAAUAUAUAUAUAUUAUUUGCUAUUACUUUUUAAGAAACAAAAAAUAAGCUGUGCGUGUGUGUAUUUAAGUGCACUGAAUAAUCAAGGACUAUCUAUGAGAAUUUCUAUGAAUAAAGGUUUUUAUAUCAAAGAAACAGGAGUUUUUUGUAGGAAAAGAAAAAAACUAUUAGGGCACUAUGCACAAUAAAAUGUUAAUAAAAAGGCUUAACAAGUUCAUAACAUCAUGGGUAUAAAUUGACACCAUCAUAGAUGUAACUAGAAUAUGCUAUUUUAUAAUUUCUGGUUAUUUUUUAUAUUAUAAAACCACUCCAUCAUAUGUAAAGAGGAACCGCUAUGUUUUUAUUUUAUUUCAGGUUUUGUUCUGGUUUAUCUUAAUUGUAGCAGGAUAUGCCAAAAUUUGGAAACCAGAGUUUAUAUAGGAAACAGUCAAUUGAGCAGUAAAUGGCUCAGUAUAACUUAGUAUGAGUUUUUCAACUAAAUUUCAACAUAUGAAAUAAAGAUGUUAUAAUUCACAUGAGGAAAUGUCAGUUUUAAUUUUGCAUAUUUUUGGACAAUUUUACUCAAACUGAUUCCAACUGGACAAUUUCUGUUUUGCUAAAGAAAUUUGAUGAAUUCAUAUUCAAAGUUUAAAUAAUAUUAUUUAUGUUAUGUGUAUCAUCCUAACAGUUAUAAUGCAUUUAUUUCUAAAAAUGUAACAAAAUUGAGUAAAAGCUAAACACAAGCUAUAUGUGCAUUAGGAAAAGGGACACUCCAGGCACCUUAGGUGCAAGAAUCAUUCUGGUUUAUUUACGUUUUGCGAGAUACCUGAUGCAGGGUGUUUGCAAAAAAAACAAAAACAAUUCUUAACUCAUCUUAUCUCUCUUUGAGAUAGCUCUAGGAAAGCAAAAACACAGCUAUAUGUUUCCCAUGUGGGAUUCCUACAUUUCUCUCAUUGCUUUCUAUGAUAGCAUUGUACAUGAGGCUGUAAGUAGCCAUUUAGGAUCAGAGGUCUGCCUGCAAGUAGCUUAAUUCUUGAAAAGAAUGAAUAAAUGAAGCAACUGUAAUCAGUUCACAUUAGCUACAAGGUGGCUUCUUUUAACUUGGUAGGUAGUUUCAUUCAUUCUUUUUGAAAUGUUUUGCUGUCGGUUCUGCUCCAUACUGUACAGCUUUUAACAGAAAGUUUUGUGUUUUUGUGUGUUUUUUUCCCAUCCUGGAAAGUCUGUUUCUCUUACAUUUGAUUCCAGUUUUAAUAAAUAUAAAAGAAAAGGUUAUAUACGUUUGCCCUCUAAUAUUAUCAACAUUUAAUAAACUUAUUUUUUUAUACAAUGUAUAUUUUGUCAUAUAGAGAAGCAAACAUAUGAUUAUCAGAUUAUGAUUCAUAGUAACAGAACACUUUAUACUCACAGAAUUUAACUAACAACAUAUUUGUAUUGUAAUAAUAAUACACAGUACACUAUUGUGCAAUGUAUUUUAUUUUGAUAAAAAAAUGUUUUACUCCAUUGUCAGUGUCUAUCGACUUUUUUGUUAACCAAUAAUAUUGUCUGAUUUGACUAAUGCUUAAGCGAAAAAUUACUAGAAUGAAAUGAACAAUAUAUAUCCUUAAAGACUGAGUGUUCGGAAAUUGUUCCUCAAAGAGUAGGACUCUAUUUAAUAUACCUUCUGUUUCAGUAUUCUAUUAUUAACAGUGCCGG
Messenger RNA from Pelobates cultripes (western spadefoot toad), 71898 nucleotides. NCBI's taxonomy places the organism in Eukaryota, Metazoa, Chordata, Amphibia, Anura, Pelobatidae. The record is from the annotation of a GenBank genome assembly.